AUGAUCAAGAGCGGAGCUCGUCUCGCCCACUCGGACCACAUAGACAUUUCCAUCUGCACCGAUGUCAAAGCAUCUCAUCCACAUCAGAAAGCAUCCAGGUCUGGCUCACUUCCUUUCUGGUAUUUACAUAGUACGGUGGAGGGGGGAGAGACUGAAUUGAAGCCCUUGCAGUCCUUUUGGCUCCCCCCUCCCUUGAGUUUGCUUAAGUGUUGGCAUCUUGUUUAUGCAGCAGAGGCUUGUGAAACUCCCGAGAUGGAGAGAUAGAGAGAAGGGGUUUUUUUUUUGCCAAAGUUUGUUUUUUAUGGAUUUCUGGGCAAAAUGUGUACAGGUCUAAGCCAGGCCCUUGGUGACCACCUAGGCAUUGCCAAAACAGAAGAAGAGGGCACAUAUUUGCGUUAAAAUUGCAAUGUGCUAAUAUAUCUAUAUGAAUAUGGAGAUGUGCCAAUAUAGAAAUCAUGACUGUGAAAUGCAAAUGCCGCACAUCAUUCCACAGUGUGGAUGACUGUGACCAGGUGAUCUUGCUGCCCAGGUGUUUUCGAGACAACUUCAAGGCUCUUGCUGCACUCUCUCUUCUUGGGGUUCUUUGCCUUUAAACUGGGCUUGGACCAGUCAACCCUGUAAAAGCAGAGGAUGCUCUCAAAUAGAGCGCUGGCAGCCCUUCAAACAGAAGAUUUCCCCCUGUAAAAUAGGACAGCGGACCACCCUAUUUAAAUGCCAGGCUUCACUUCCAGGCAGACUGGUUACCUUCAGCCAAUACAAUGGGGAUACGAAUUAGAGAGCUCACCAGUGGUAAAGAAUCAAAACAUCAGCAAUCUGAGACUAUUGUAGAUCCCUGAAGAAAUGAGCGAGCUUACUACUAUGUUUGUCUAGGAAAGGCUAAGUGGAGAGAACAAAACCAGUCACAUACUAGGGGACAUCAUUUCAGUUUUAGGUAAAGAGGGACAAAGAGAUUUUAGGGGUUUCACUGCAAAGUCUGAAAGCCAACUCUUUGCUAUAUUCAAGAGUGAAUCGCUCAGACUCUAGUUAAGAGCAUUCAUUUUAGUUAUUUCAUUGUUUAUAUCACAUAUACAUCCCCGCCGCCCCAGCUUUUAUGAAAGAGGUCCAUGCCUUUAGCACACAGGUUUGGCAAAUGUUCCUCUCAAAAAUAACAAAAAGGAGGCUUCCCACAGGCAUCUGGAAAAAUGUUGGACUAAAUAGGCCUUUGGUCUGAUCAUGCAGGGUUCUUAUGUGGCAAAAUCUCAAAAUGGUGCUCAAAUAUUGAAACAUCAUUGUAGAGUGUAAUAUAUAUGUUGCAAGGUUGUUGCUGCUUUUAAGCAUUUUUUGUGUUUGUCAAGAGCUGUGCUCAAAUCUUUCUGAAUAUACUUUUUGAGAUAGGAGGAAUCUGAGGUUUUUCUUCUUGCCCCAGAAAAGAAGGCAACCUCACAGAAUCUCCACUUUUUUUGUAGUGUCCAUCAUUUCCACACAUACACACCAUGCCCUGGAAUGAUGGUAGGUCCAGGGCAUUGUGGAGGACACAGCUGUUGCUGCUGCUGCUGCUGCUGCUGCUGCUUUUACUGGCAGCAGAAAAAACAGAAAAAAAACAUAGGAACAUAGAAACAAUGAAAAACAAAGCUGACAGCAUGGUUCAGGGGAGAACAUGGGCAACCAUUUGUGGAGGUGUGCUAUGAAUCUUUCCCAAGUAUUAUGUCCACAUAGUUUAACCACAAGAUGUUAGGCAAAGCCUUUCAACUUCCUUUCCCUUUCAACAUGUCAAUGUUGUGUGGCAAACAUAUCCUUACAUUAGCUUAUAUUCUGGAAUUGCAAUAUGUUAUGCUGUAAACACCAUGCAAGAGUGUCAUGUUCUACAAGUGCUUCCAAAUGGGGACUUAAUAUUGUUAAACAGGUCACUGAGAUAUCACAAAUGGGCCAGUGGUAGGAAAUUUCAAUUCAUCAGAUUUCCCCUGGAAAGUAAGUUACUCGUUUAUUUUAUUUCACAUCCUGUGCCUUUGAUCCCAGAAAAGGCAGCUAGGACAACUAAAGAUAUGCCUCUGUCAAUUGCUUCUGAACGUUCAAAACAGUCCAAGUGGAACUGCUGCCGCUGGUUCCUUCUGGGCCAGUUUGGCAUUGUCUGAAAGUAUUCAAUCACCUACUGAACAAAUAAUCUUUCCCGCAUUAAGACAGAGUGGGGGGAAAUAGACACAUCCUUUCUUUAGUAGGGUGUACAGUGAUGCAUCCUACUUCCUCCUCUUUGCAGUCUCCCAGUAGUUUGUUCAGGUAAUGAUUUGUAAGGCUCAUCACAACCUGUAAUUCUCCAUCACUCCAGCCACUUUUCAUCUUGUACGACAUCAAUACCAGGUACAUUGUGUACGGCACUUAAUGGACUGUUGAUGGGAAAUAGGUGGCCUGAAUUACGUUAGUCAUCCUAGGGCUUGUCAAUCAGAAGGGAACUUGAAUGAAAGAACAUGGUGUGCUAGUGUCAGGACAGCAGAAUAGAGAUGACUGACGUCUGCACCCACAUCUCGGGCCAUCUGCAGGGAAAUGCAAAGCUCGAAGCCUUUCAUGAAGAACUUCAGAACCAAGAUGUUUUUCUCAAGUAAGUUGACUGUUCCAUUUCUUUGAAGGAAAAUCAAAACCUUAAACUCCCAUUUGGUUGCAAUAGGUAGAAGUGCAAAUGUUUAAGAGACAGACUUUACACAAGUUGAUGAAGAAGUAAGCAGCACCGAGUUCAAUGAGGCUGUUUGUUGAGGAAGUGUGGAGCAGCUACAUAGGAAGGGCUGUAGCAUUCUGCUUUGUGCUCAGAAAGUCCCAGGCAUCUCCAAGUAGGACUGGGAAUGUCAGGAAUCCUGGAGAGCCACUGCUACUCAGUAUAUAUGAUAAAGAGCCACACAAACCAUUGGUGUGACUCAGUAUGAGAUAACUUCCUAUGUACAUGGGCAGUUUCCAGCUAGCAUGAUGGAAGAUGUCUGGUGGAAAAAACAUUGUCUCACCAGCAUACCUCCAUCUUUGCUGCCAGACUGGCACCUACAUCACAUCCUGAAGCCCCUCAAUUGGAUUUACAGUAAUAUAGGACUGCACCGAAAAUGUAAGACCAGAAAAUUUCAGAAAACAAAGACUAGGCAUUUCUCUCUUUAAACUGGCUACCAUACUACGGGUUCACUGCAAAAAUGUCUAUAACAUAUUCGAAUUAUGCAAGUGUGCAGAAAUCAAGACUGCUGAUUUUUCUUUUACCUUGCAGGAAAAAUUAUGACUCCUAAUGGAGUAAUUUGGGGUUGGUACAUGACACUUGCUUAGUAAGCUGUAUUUGGCCUUAGAAGUGAAGGUAAACCAAUCAGAAGAUCCUAUUCCAUCGGCAGCUAUGAAAUUACAUCUCCACAUUGUCAACAAAAAUCUCCCAGCAAACCAAAAAGGGAAAAAAGAAGAAGCUGUUUGUGGUUUUCCCCGUUCCAAGUUGCAUAGACACCAUAAUUUUUAAGCAUAGUUGCAAGUUUUAUAGUUUUCUUUAUAUAUAACAAACACAGUUUGUGGCAGCUUGUAUGUGAUAGUCAGAGAAACCUCCCAUUUUAUUUUUAGAAAAGACAAGCGCAUUACGUGAGAAAACGUUGUCCUUCUAGAGAAAUUAUGCAUAGGAAAAAUUCUAAAAUACUCUGAUGGAUUGUAGCCCCUUUCUUAGAAGUAGGCAUUGAUGCCACCUUUUUCAUACCUUAAGGCACGUGGCUUUUGAACUUUUCAAACUGACAUGCUGUGCCAGAUCAUCAGAGUUGAGCAGCUCCGUGUUCUGAGGGGUCCACGGGCAAGAUGCAAUCAGUGGCGCCCCUCCCUGAGUGGGUCCACCUUCUCCUCGCCCACUAACACGGCUAUCCAUUCUGAGUGGCAAUCGUUCAGGUGCCCAUAGAGCCAGCGGCAAAAGUGAACGAAGCAAUGGAUAUAAUGCUUAGCUGUAGGUUAUAUUCAAGCUACACAAAGGGCAGUGGUUUUGACCUACACCUACCCACCCACCCACAUGUCUCCACCCUGGCAACUGAGAGGCGUUAGCACAGUUCAAGGACGCUGUCCUGAACCCCUGGCCUACCUGGCAGCAAGUCAGUACUCCAAGUCCAAAGUUCUAAGUCUGAUGAUCAAGCCACACAAGCAAAGUCCAAAGCUCAGGAAACAAGGCCAAGUCCGAAGUCCAGCAGUCAGGAUACAGUCCAGAAUCAAACCCAAAGUACAGUCCUGUGGAGGUCCAGGAGCAUCCAAGCUGAGCUCCACCAACAUGGGCAGUUGAGCAGACACAGCACCUCAGCUCUGCUUCCCUUUUGCACUUUGCUUGCUGAUUGCAGCAUCUGGGCUUGAUGAGGCAUGUGGCCCUCACCUGUUCUGAGCCCACUCCAGCUGAGGAAUCACACACCUCCUUCCACAGCUAGUGAGCCCCACCUGGCCAGCUAGGGAGUUGGGCUGUGGAUCUUUGCUUGCCUCAGCCUCCUAGAGUGCAGCUCCCGCUGCUCCCUACAGCUCAGAGCCCACUGUGAUCAUGGAGACAGUGGCCCCUCUGAUUCCCCUUGUGUGUACUUCCUUCCCCAUACCCUGCUUGCCCCGGUGUGUCCCAGUCCCAGCUACAUCCUUCGCCAGGAUACUUUCCCUCCUCUUACUCCUCCUCAUCAUCCUGGCAGUUCAUGGCAGACACAUUCCCAGCCAGGCAGGAAGUGCUUGAGGGGAGCAGGGUGGUGGAGACAGGGUGUGCCCCUGAGGAAUAGUCCUGAGGCCAAAAUAGAGGCCUGGUGAGCUGCAUUCAGCCCCUUGGCUCUGAUGUUCCCAACCUCUGGCUUAUCUAAACAUGGCUUCCCACAAACCCGAUUCAAUCAGCACCAUAUUGCAGAAUCAAGAGCAUGGGAACUGGGCAUGAGGGAAACCAUUCCUGUGGAUUGCGCAGCCCAUGCCAGCCACACCGCAGUCUCCAAAUCAGGAAUUAGUGUCUGCUGAUAACUGAGACUAUGUGGGAGGAAUGCAAGAUUUUUAAUGUCCUCAAGCCCUACGAUGAGCGCAAAUUUAAAAUUAAUAAGCGUUUAUCAGCCAUUAAGCUUUCAGAAAACAAGCUCUUCCUUUGACUUCCUCACAGUAGGAUUUUUCUUACAAAACAACUGCAAAACAUCACACUCCGUAAAAGCUUUCACAAUUCCUCUGCUGAUUACACACAGUUCAAAAUCCCUCGCAGUGUCAAAACUAAAAUGUUACACCUACUGUCCUCAAUAAUUAUUAUUUUUUAAAGAUCUUGUUUUUAAAGCUUCACUUGCAUUGCCAGAUAUACUCAUUCCAGAUAACAAGAAACAAACGGGCAUUUUUAAGAGGGCCGAAAAGGCAAGGCACCUUCUCACCCAAGGUAAUCUGAAAAGGCAAGCCACAUUUUAAAUGGAAGAGCAGCUCAUGAUUUGAAUAAACCUUCUCUAACAAUUUCAAAAAGUGUUUUCUACUUUACCUAUAAUUGUCAAUCCUUAGGCCCAGAAUGAUUAAACUGCAGUUAAAAUGUGCAGACAAAAGCUUUCAAUUUGUUUUUCUAGUAAUUACAUAAGCCACCGAAAAUGUCACAUUCCCCCACCCUGGCUUUUUCAAACAUUUUGUUGUAGAAAGAAGCAAACUUAAAACAAAACACCAGUUUAGGAUGAGAAAGAAAUGAAAGCCAAGUCCUCAGGAAGAGGAAGAGGGAUUUUGGUUAAGUUGCUUUGUCUGUUUUUCUUUCCAUGAUGUCAGGCCCUGGAGGCAAAAAAACCUCUCAGACAAUACAUUUAAGAGAAGAAUAGGUGGGGAUGGCUUGAAAAGAGCCAUUUGUUUCAGACUGAGCAAGGACCAAAUAAAGGCAAAAUCACUACAGGUCAGAUCUGCAAAGCCCUCUGGAAUAAAAUAAAAUCAAAAAGAGUGACAGAAAAGACACAUUUAUUUCUUGCAGACGUUUCUCCAUUAAAUUUAACCAAUUUCAUGCUAUGUCCAUUAACCGGAAGACAGUAAAACCAAAUAAAACUUAUUCCCAACAGAAAGGGAAACAUCUCCUGGCCCCAUGAUGGAACUUGGUGCUAGCUGCUGCUUACUAGAACAAUCUCGCUAUCCCCCAAAGGCAGAACACAUCCCUGAAAAUAUUUGACAUGACACCUGAGCUGAAAAACAAGAAAUAAUGGUCACUCCUAAGAAAAAACAUAUAACAAUUCCGCUCUCUAAAGAACCACCAGACUAUUGUGAACCAGGGAAGAAAUGUCCCAAGUAAGAAAAAACUGAAGCUUUAGCUCAAGGUGCCAGGCGAAAGCUAUCUGAUAAUGCACAGUUUUAGGAAGGGUCUCUUCAGUUUUCAUAAUGUAAGGGAAAGAAAGAACUAUCAUCUUACCCUAAGGACAUUUUAUUUGCAUCACAGACUUAGCCUAGUUUAAUAGUGACUCUCUUUACACAAAUCCCAGGACUAUCAUGGAAAGGCUUCGAGGACGCAUCAACCAGGAGGGUAAACAAAAACCUUGCUUCUCUCCAACAAUGGACCAAAGCAGACACAGAGGGUGUGGGGGAAGGAGUUAUUGGUUUGGGGUUUCGUUUUGUGUUUGGUUCCUGUUUUUAUCAUGCAUUUUGCGUUUUACAUAGUAUUUUUAGGUUGCUAACUGCCCUCAGAUCUGCGGAUAAAGGAUGGUAUACAAAUUUAAUAAAUAAAAUAAGAAUACAGUGGUGCCCCGCAAGAUGAAUGCCUUGCAAGACGGAAAACCCGCUAGACGAAAGGGUUUUCCGUUUUUGAGUUGCUUCGCAGGACGAAUUUCCCUAUGGGCUUGCUUCGCAAGACGAAAAUGUCUUGCAAGUCUUGAGAUUUUUUUUUCGCUUCCCCCCCCCCUUUAUCUAAGCCGCUAAGCCUUUAAUAGCCUUUUAGCAGCUAAUCCGCUAAUCCUUUAAUAGCCGCUAAACCGCUAAUAGCGCUAAUCCGUUAAGCCGCUAAUAGGGUUGCUUCGCAAGACGAAAAACCGCUAGACGAAGACACUCGCAGAACGGAUUAAUUUCGUCUGGCGAGGCACCACUGUAAUACUCAAAUAUAAAUCCAGUGCCACCUAGUGACUAAACUGUAUAACAGCAUUAUCCAGACAGAACUAUAGUUCUGAGUGUGGUCCUAGAGAUCUCUAACAGACUGUUCAGCACCCUAAAUAAACUACAGUUUCUGGAAUGGUUGUGAGAAGGCCAUGAAAGUUAAAGGGCUAUAAAAUGGAUAUAAGCCUGUAGACUAGAUAUGCCCUUUGUUAUAUUACAUGAGAAGAUUGUUUUCCUCCUUCGGAAUAUCCAAAAUAUCCCCUCGCAGAGCCACAGUUUUCAGAAUUCUCUGGGAAGAGAGAUCAACCAUUAAACCACUCUGAGUAGGGAACAGGAGUCUCUUAACAACUCUUCUCACCCUUAAUGAACUAUAGUUCCAAGGAGUUGUGGCUGUUUACAGUGUGGCUGUUUAAAGUGGUAUGAUACUGCUUCAAAUGUAUAGUGCAGAUGGGGCCCAGAGGUAGCUGGACUACAACUGCCAUAAGCCCCAGGCAGCAAGGGCAAUGGUGAGGGAUGAUGGGAAUUGUAGUCCAACAAACAUAUCGAGGGCUAUAGGGCUUUCUUAGGCCACACAAGAAAAACAGAUGACUAUGGCUUGGAAUAAGGGACGCAGGUGGCGAUGUGGGUUAAACCACAGAGCCUAGGGCUUGCCGAUCAGAAGGUCGGCAGUUCGAAUCCGUGCACCGGGGUGAGCUCCCGUUGCUCGGUCCCUGCUCCUGCCAACCUAGCAGUUCAAAAGCACGUCAAAGUGCAAGUAGAUAAAUAGGUACCGCUCCGGCGGGAAGGUAAACGGUGUUUUAUUGUUGUUAGCCGCCCUGAGCCUGGCUUUGGCUGGGGAGGGUGGGAUUUAAAUAAAAUUUAUUAUUAUUAUUAUUAUUCCGUGCGCUGCUCUGGUUCGCCAGAAGCGGCUUAGUCAUGCUGGCCACAUGACCCGGAAGCUGUACGCCGGCUCCCUCGGCCAAUAAAGCGAGAUGAGCGCCACAAUCCCAGAGUCAGUCAUGACUGGACCUAAUGGUCAGGGGUCCCUUUACCUUUACCUUUAUGGCUUGGAAUCAGCAGGGGUCUCCAGAUGUAAUCUCACCUCACUUUUAAAUGAAGGGACCAUAGCUCUGUCACAGCACAUGCUUUGGAUUCAGAAGGUCAAAGGUUCAAUACCUGGCAUCUCCAGUUUUUAAAAAGGGCCAUGCUGCAGGUAAUGGGAAAGACCUUGGUCUGAGAUCAGGGAAAGCUGUUGCCAGUCGGAGUAGUCAGCACUGGCCUAGAGGGAGGAAUAGCUCUGAUCUCCUGUAAGAUGGCUUCCGCUGGUCCAAUUAAUGAACCAUACUGGCUCACUGGGCCAAACUAACCAAUGUUCAGGAGCCAUGUUAAAAGGCUCCUAAUGGGCUUUGUUUUCACUCUGCUGGUUUUUAAACUGAAAAGCAGCAUCAGAGACUACACCCAGGAGCAGAAAACAAAAAAGUGAGAUGGAAGAUCUUCUUAAUUAUUGCUCUUCACACCAUUUUCACACAGCAGCACCCCCAAGCUACUUUCCCAGGCAUGAGGGGCUGGGACAGAUUAUGGGACUUGUCUUCUGGUAGAAGAAAAGCAGCUAGAGGGUAGGAAACAAGUAUCAAGUGAGGGAAAGGGUUAAGCCACACACACACACACACACACACACACACACACACGUUCCUCUGCUGAAUAUUCCUCCAGCCGACUGCAUAUUAGCUGGUAUGGGCCCAAGAACUUUGCUUAUCUCAAAGAGUCCAGGCAACAAUUAGCCACACUCAUGCAGACUUUUAAUAUAAUGUUAGAAAUGGAUAGGGAGGCUGUUGCCCAGUGGGAAAGGUUUUAAAGGAGUGCAUUUGGGAAUAAGACUUUUCCUGUAUUUAUGGAUAAGAUAUAAGCAUUGAUCAAUCAUCCCUUGGACUCUCUGCUUUGUUUCCUUUUCCAGUUGAAAGCAAGAUACUUGAUGAGAAGACCUAUAUCAUGUGCGGAAUGAGAUAAAAUAUUAAAAGAUUUCCCAAUCAGCGACGUAGUAUGGUUCGACGUUCACAAGUCUAUUUGAAUAUGUGGUUUCUUCUCCCAGUCUUCCAUUAUGUGACAACAAUCCAUCAGAAUCAUAGUGUCUGUUUUUCAAGUAUAGCCAGGCCCAGUAUAAUAGCAGUCCUAUAAACAUAGCUUGCAUUUUACUUUAUUUUUGCAUUAUGCAGCCCGGUAAAUUAUUGAAUUUCUCUCUCUCUUCGGCCCCUUGAGAAGUCAUUUGUUCACCUAGCCCUCAUCCCACUCUCCAUACAAGAGUGGUACUCUAUAAGAGGCUAACUUCAGAAAAAUCAUUUGGUCCAGAAUGCAGCAUCAAGGAUGUUGGUGGGUGCUUGAUGAUGUCACACCAAUCCUGGUUACCAAUCUUCUGGGCACAAUUGAAAGUGCUGAUGAUUGGGAACUUCUGGGAGGAAAGAUGGCUGACUAGUCAUCUACUGCUGACACUCUACCAACAGAGAUAAUUAUGUGGUGAUUAAUUGUCUUCUCCCAGUCUUAAAGUCAACUCUCCACAUUUCUUCACCAGCAUUCAAAUUUUAUUUUUGAAAGUUCAUCUGCCUUCUAAUGUGCACUUCCCCUGAUAUAACCCAUUAUGCUUUUUACAAGCAAUUUUCUUCUAAUAUAAUAUUUUUUGCAUUGGAUCAUUUUGAUUGGAGAACUGCACUGGGUGUGGAGAAGUGAACAUUUCUUGGAGUUGACUGCCUUUCAGUUCCUGAAUUUCUACCAAGAAAGACAUUUUUAUAUAGCAAACCUGUUUGUUUGUUUGUUUGUUUGUUUGUUUGUUUGUUUUUGUUUUUACAUUUUCUCUAUAGAUCUGAUUCCCAGCACUUCAAAACUCUCUCUCUCUCUCUCUCUCUCUCUCUAUAUAUAUAUAUAGAAGCUGGCAUAUGCUGUCCAGCCCAAGAUGUAUGCCUGUUCCAUGCUUUGAAACUGCACAAUCUGACAUUAGCAAACUCCAGGAUCUCUGGUGAUAUUGCAAUUGAUAGGGCACAGCUCCCAGAACAUAUUCAGUUUGGCAGGUCCUGAAAGUUAAACCUCAGGUUUUACUGCAGUGCUACAAGGGAUACCUUGACUGACAGAAUCCCCAAGCUGCUCCUUCUGCAGUCAGGGCAGCACUUCAGCGCAAACAUAGUUAUUCAACAAGGAACCAAAGAACUAAAAGCUAGUAAAUAUAUCCAUCUAUAAGGCACAGACAGAUGAAAUCUGAUUGCAGAAAAGCAGCCAUGACAGAAUCACUUUGCAUGCUGCCUCAAUGGGAAGGAGAGGGAAGAGGCCGCACACAAAAAUUGGUGUUUCUCACUCCCCAACCCUCACCAUUUCUACAACAUAUGCAAAACUAUCAUUCGGGCAGCAGCUCAGUGUAACAGUACCAGUGGCGUAUGGUGAAAUUUUUCAUAGGGGAGCAGUUAGGGCCAGAAUUACCUCCUUUUAGCCACCCUACUAAAAUCUAAGCUGUGUACACACAUAGCCUUUGAAAUGCACAGGGAUGAUUUUUUUCACAAUGCACUUUUGUGCAUAGCCAUUCUACACACCUUCCUGCAAUAAAGCCAUCUAAACUGGCAGCUACUGUCUGCGUUGUCUGCACACACAGGUGGGCAUGUAAUCCACCUAGUACACAGUGGUGUUCUCUAUUCCUCUCCCAUCAAUUAGUAUUCCUACAGACAUACAGAGAUAGAUAAAUAGAUGAUAGAUAGAUAGAUAGAUAGAUAGAUGAUAGAUAGAUAGAUGAUAGAUAGAUAGAUAGAUGAUAGAUAGAUAUAGAUGAUAGAUAGAUGAUAGAUAGAUAGAUAGAUAGAUAGAUAGAUAGAUAGAUAGAUAGAUGAUAGAUAGAUAGAUAGAUGAUAGAUAUUUGCAGGAUAAGGACACCAUGGGGUUGAUAUCUUCUCAAUACCUGAGCCAAAUUCCACCUACAUCUGUAAUCAAUAAAGUUGUGGCCAUUUUUAAUCCAAAUCAUUUCAUCACUCCUUACUUUAGCCACUGCCUAGGGGUGGGUGGAGUUGCAACUUGGACUACAACUUUUGUACAGCACCUGCAUCCAGCACUGAAUGAACAUUAUCGCACAAUGCGUACACAUCCUGAUUUAUCUGGGGCAUAAAUUAUGGACACUUGGCUUGAGCAUUGUGGAACCUGAAACUACUGAAACUAGUUGUGUUUUAAAUUUGGAAAAACAACUUCUAAACUGAAGUCAGAUUAUAUAAGGUAUUUCAGAUUUACAGAAUAUCUUGUUUCUGGGGUGACGACCUUAAUAAAGUUUUGACUUUUGGCCUUCCACAUCUGAAACUUCAAUUCCAUUUUUUUAACAACUGUGACAUCUGUUUAAACAUGUGUCUCGAGGGUCAAAUAAAAUGGAACCUUAAGCCCUGGUGCCAUUGUAAAAAUCAUCAUUAUCAUCUUGGUUCAAAAUGUCUGAGCCAAAAUUUCAAACACUGGUACUGUUGUUGUCCUGACUUUUUCUGAGGAAGUUUCUAUCAGUGUUUAAUUCUUAGCAUCCUAUAAUAAAACUAGAAUAUUUAUUAGUGGCAUGUGCCCUGAGUGUCACUUUUCAAAUAUCCCCCCUUGCCUUGCCUGCCCCAGGAGACAGCAAGGAAACACCAAAACAGAGUUUCACAAAGUCAACACGGAAGAGUCACAGUUCAUUAUAUUCAGAACCAGAAGGUCUAGUCUGUUUCCCACAUUACAUGGUAGGAAAUGUUCGUAUGCCAUACUGUGCGUCAUAAUACCCAGAACAAAAACAGGAGAAAGGGGUGAACUGUGAGAAUAAAGAAUAACCUGAAAUGGAUUGGUGGACCAGUCAUAUUUAUUCAAGAGAGAUUGAUUCAGAAUACUAAGGAAUGUCAGCGUGGAUGGAUUUUAGAACAUCUUCAGAUGUGGACUGUAGACCUUGAUUAGCAGAACUGCAUUCACCAUUCAGCUUUUGCUCUUGUUUGUUGUAUAUUCACAACAUUAUAAUGUGCUUUUGGAUAACUUUUGUGAAAAUAUAACACUAUUGGUUAUUGCUAUUUCAUGGUUGGUUUUGCCAUUGCGGGUCCCUUUUUUGCCUUCUGUUCUCCAUCUUAGAGGGAGCAAUGGCCAAACUUGACUGCCUGCUAUACCCAACACACUUUUCCAUGUUGCCAUCAUACUUUGACACUUCUAAGGAAUAUUGUGCACAUGCACCAAAAAAGAAGUGAGAAAUACUUAAACUCUUAUAGACUUAUAGUUCAGCUGUAGAGCCCAUGCUUAGCAUGCAGGAGAACCCAGGUUCAGACCUGGGCAUCGCCACUUAAAAGGAUUAGGAAGUUGGUAAGGUGAAAGAAACAUCCUGAGAUCUUGGAAAGUCACUACCUGUCAGAGUAGACAAUCCUGGACAAAAAAAAAUCUAGCCUUCCUAUAGUUAGCAUGGAUCAAGUCCUACCACUGUCAUUACCUUACUACCCCUAGCCAGGCAUUCAAUCUACUUGCAUCAAAAGAAAUAUAUGAGACAGAGUAGAGGUGUACUGCCAAUCCCUACACCUUCUGCCAUGUUGCCUGGAGGACAAAAUCAAGGCUCUAAAUUGGACAAGGGGACUCCAAGAAUAGAGAAGACACCUUUGUCCUCAAACUCAUUGAGGGUUCUAAAGGAUAGAGAUGUCCUGCAGGAAGGGAUGUGACUUGCUAGCCUGCCCCUGCUCCCACUCACCUAUUUGCUUCAAUGAAAGUAGAAGGAACACCCAAAUACAGCUGUUAUGUGGCUAUUAACUAUCACUUAGUCUGAACUAUCCUGAGCUAGCAUGAGAGGCCUGAGUGCAAGCAUAGCUGGCUUAUCUGUUGCCAAGGUGCUUUAACUGCAGACACACACACCAUAUUUUUAAAGUACUUCCCGCAAAGAAUUCUGGGGGCUGUAUUUUACCACUUGCAAAGCUGCAAUUCCCAGCGCCCUCAACAAACUACAGUUCCCAGGAUUUUGGGGGGGAGGUCAUGUGCUUUUUUCUGGGGGUACACAUACCCCCUGAACAUUUUGUGAAUCUAAGUUCGACCUCAUUGAGGGGCAGUAUUUCAAUAUGAGUAGGAAAAUGAGAGUACCCCUAAACAUUUUUUAGGGGGGGAAGCACUGUUUAAAUCUAUGGUGUGUGUGCAGCCAGAGGAUUUGUGGGGGCUCUCGCUCACUUUCCAGUUUUCACUUGCCUACAUUGCAAUAGAUUGCAUGAAGGUGCCAUUUAUGCGUCUGGACCAGGGAAUAGUUAGUAAUGAGAUGCUUGCCUUGGCAGUGGUUAGAUGCAUCCUUCUUCCUAUAGACUUUAUUGGGUUUCCAGCACCCUCUUCAAAAAGAGCAAAAUCCCCGGCUUCCAACGUUAAUGUCACUACUAGUCAUCUGUAACCUUGUAAAACAUGGUACAGAAAAAAACAUUGUCUGUUUCUUCCUGAUUUCCAUCAUUCCCUCCCUCCUUUCCUACACACACACAUACACACACCCUUUCCUGGCUUUUAACUUUCUCCUUUGAAAUGUUCUCACAGGGUAAUGCAGCUUGUUAACUGGCUGCCAGUCUGAUUUUUCACAAGUUUGCCACGUUGCAGUGACAGGACCGUAGCGAGACACAGAUGCUGCAGAGUAAAUAAAUAGCACAUCUGGGAUUUGGAAGUGGGCUGGCUCCACAUUAUGGAAAAAGCCGAUGCAGGGACAUAUCCAAAGAACACACAGCUGGAAACCAUUAAUGCUGGAAGGAGAAAGGGAGAAGGGGGCAGAGGACUGGAAUGGGGGGGGAUUACUGGCGGUCGCAAGCCUGAGAGCUGUGAGCGUCGAUAGAAACUCCAUUUAUACAGCCGCUGAAUUUACUGCAUUCCUGAGAAGCGAAUGGUGGUUUAUAAUAACUGACCUCAAGUAACACAAAUACGGAUCAGGCAGGGGUGGGAAAACUGGCUCGGAGGCUGAAAACAUUUGGAGGGAAAUGGUGAGAUGAUCCUGAUGGCCGUGGAUUUUGUAGCAGCAGGAAUCACCCUUCCGAAACUUACUUUGGAGAGAGGCACAGCAAUUUCCUAAGCCUAGAGUGCCACAUGCAGAUUCAAGCCUGUGCAGACUGAGACAAGAUGCACAGUUCGUCAUUCAUAACAGGAGAGGCUGGUAGAUUAUUCAUGUGUGUGAUUCAGUGAUGACUGCCAAGUGGGUUGUGGUGGAUUGUAGAGACUUCUAGGUUACUUUUGUUGUGAGUGGUGAGAGACAGGGUAUGGAGGAACUGGAACAGAGGAGAGGAAACUAAGACCCAGAUGAAAUUUCUCAGAAUUUUCAGACAGUGUUUGGCUGAGUAUGCAGACCCAAUGAAUGAAGAGAAGCAAUGAAAGAGAGGAGAAAUGGGCAGGGACAAGGAGGGAAGCAAGAGCCCAGGCAGGAGAUGUGUGGUAAAAUAGAAGAGCCAGGCUGGGCUCCACUGGGCCAGUUUACAGGGGUUCUGUAUGCUGGUUACACAUAAUUCUUCUGUCUGAGCCUUAAGGGUUUCUGCACCAGCUCAUAAAUGAUUAGGCUAUCAGAACUAAUGAUGGAUGAAUCAUUUCUCUUUUUUCCAGUUCUUGGUUCAGUUCUCCACAUUUUUGAAUCAAUUUGCAAUUUUUAAGAAAGUUCUCAUGAAAAUACAUCAGCUUUUUAGUGUGAAUUUCUCCUAAUUUGCACAUUUUUGCAAAGCAAUUUCCCCUAAUAUAUUGCAUAUUUGCAAGUUAUGGCCACAAAUAUGUGCAUUUUUGUGCACACUACUAGGCUGAAGAGCUGCAUUGCAAAAUUCAGAGAAUUUGGAAAAAAUGGUUGUGUUUUGGUUUGCCAAUUGUCCACAAAGUGCAAAUUUGGCAGGUUCACCUUUAAAUGUGAACUAAUCUAAUCUGAUAUGGCAAAUGGAGAUUUUAUCAUCCUUGCAAGAUCUGCUGAAAUUAUAUUUUACACUACGGUAUAGAUCAACCUCACCCUCGUUAGCAACUGGAUUGAACUAAAUACAGAUGGACAGAAAACUCAUAUACUCAAUUCCGCAGCAACCUUUAAUUGGGAUUCCAUUUGCAGUCCACUUCUUCUGUGCUGUGGCUCGUAAUAAAAACCACUCAUUCAUACUGCAACCUACCGUAGCCUAGGAAUUUGUUACCCGAACCCUAAUCAGACGACCUGUUUCCAUGGAUCACUCUUCAAGAUUCGUAAUUCAUCUCUCUCUCUUUCUUAUGAAGGCUUUUGUUAGCACAGACCUCCUGAGCAGCCCCUUCAGUCAUUGCUCCUCAUAGUCCAUUCUCUUUGCCAAGGUACUAACAGGUGGUUGAAAAGAUUCCAAGAGUGGGGUCAGCUGAGGCCUCUGACAAUAGCUUCACAGUUUCCUUCUCAGGAGUGUGCUCUAGUAGACUUCCUGGCUGAUGGAGAACAUGCUUGAUAUUUUACAGUCUUUCUCACAUAAUCCUUUAAGUUGCAAAAACUGGCUGCACAUCAGGCUUGAUGGUUGGGGAGUCAGUACCUAGAAAGCACAGAGGAGCUGUUUAGCUUUCAGAAGGACCACACCAAACCAUCAGAACAACUGUGCAAUAAGCAAAAAAAUAAAAUAAAAAAAUCUAUGCUUCCCCCCCAGAGUUUAACCUAACAACCUUUCGGCUAAAGAAACUGGUUCUGAACCAGUAAAGCUGUCUUAUACUGAGUCAGAUCACUGAUGGAGCCAGUCAAAGGAACACAAGAAGCUAUUUUAUACAGUCAGACCACUGGUGCAUCUCAUUCAGUAUUGUCUAUACAAGGAGUAGGGAACUGGAUCCAGCCAGAGCCUUAUCUCCCCUGCUCCCCUGUCCGUGGGCCAGAUUAGGCAGUUGGGUGGGGUUCACCCUCCUUUUAAUCACCGGGUGUCACAACGAUGUCAAGUGACAUGGUGCUUUGAAGUCCCAACAAUCAGCUGAUCAUAGGGACUCCAAAUUGCCACCCUGGGGCUUGCAAAGAGACUGGUAUGGUGCUUUGAAGCCCCCAAGGUCAGCUGAUUAUCAGGACUUUAAAGCACAGCACAAGGCUAUUUUCAAAGGGAGUUGCAAACAGCCCUGCACUGCACUUUGAAGUCCCACUAAUAGGAGAUAAGUAUGCAGUGCUUCUGAAGUGCCUUUCUGCCCUGCAUUAUUAUUAUUAUUAUUAUUAUUAUUAUUAUUAUUCAGUCCUUCAUUCAAAGAUCCCAGGGCAGUUCACAACAGAAAAAUGCAAAAUGAGAAAACAUAAUAUUUUGUAUUUCUUUCUACGUGCCUAUGCAUCAGGUGAUUGGCAGGUAAGCAUGGCUUAGCCAAAAUGGCUUGGCAGAACAAAUGAGGAUGCCUGGCAGGUUUGGACUGAAUGAGUUAAAAUGAAUGACACCUCCAGUGUCUUCCCUGACACUUUUUAAAAAAAAAAAUCAUCCACCUUUUUUAUCACCCGGGUAGAUUUAAAUCAUUUAUAAAGCAAUACCAUAGGGGAUUUUUAUACAGGUCCUGAUCCAAUAUCAAAUAUGAAAAAUAAAAAUAAUGACAAUAUUAGACCCACAUGGAUGCAAUUUAAUCAGCUAUGUUUUAUUUUUAUGUCAGUGAUGAAACAACAAGCAACCAGACUUUCAAUAGUAUUUGAAAACUACUAAACAAAAAUCAUUUUUCAUGGCCAAAGUGGUUGGAGCACCAGCUGAUUUCUUCAUCGUCUUCUUAAUCAUCUCUUCUUUAAAAAGAAAAGUCUCUUUCAUAGCAUUAGUCCCUUUCUGCCACAAGGGAAAACUGGAGGAAGCAAUGUAUUCAAAUCUUUAGUUUAAAAAAAGAAGAAAAAGACAAGUAAUUGAGAACUGUGAAUUUAUUAUGCGUUCAUUUCUCAUAUUUUUGAGAGCCUUAUGACUGCUCCACUGGGGCAAAAGAUGCCACGAAUGCUGGUCACCACAGCUGGCAUGAAAUCUCCACUGGCGAAGCAGGACAUGGCAUCCAACAUCCUGAUGCAAAUUGUAUUAGUUGCCAGCAAGCAGAAUAUGUGUUUAGCUACAGCAGGUGUCACAGGAUGUAGCAUUUUGAAACACUCUCCCAUGUAUCUCCCAGUAGGCUACCUCGUGUCCCAGUUUUACACCCUAGAUGCCCUCCCCACCUGCAUGGAAUACACUCUCCACCUGCACUCUCCACCUGCAUAGGAUAGAGUACAGAUUGGGUGGGGACUGUUCCCUGCUUAUUGAGCUUUCCAGAGACAUCUGGUGGUCCGCAAGCAGAAUACUCAGCUAAAUAAUCACUCACUGAUCCAGAAGGCCAUUCUGUAAGGCAGCCUUCCCCAAUGUAUUUUUUUUAAAAAAAUAAUUUUUAUUAAGGUUUCAGUAAAAAGUUAAACAGAAAAACAUUAAAAAAACACACACACAAAUACACAGUACAUAAUCCAAAAAAAGAAGAAAAACACAGAGAGCAGAAAACAAAAAAAAAGAAACAGAACAAUUAAAAACAAUAUCACCUUUUCAUUUCCGUUUUUAAAUUUACUUAUUUUCUGGACUUCCUCAUACCUCCCUCUUUUGUAUUCCAGUCCAAAUUGUUUGUCCAGCAAUUUCUUUUCCACUUUUUUAAUCCCAAUCUUUAAUCUCAAUAUAAUAUAGCAUUAAAAUUUUACCUCUUAAGUACCAAAUUUCCAUUUCGUUAAAUUUCUUUAAUCCUAAUCUUUAAUCUUAGUCUAACUAUAACUUUAUCCUAUACAGCUGGAAACCACUUAUUUUCAAUCCAACAUCACUCUAACAUUCUUUAAUUUUGCAGUGUUUCUGUAGGUAGUCUUUGAAUUUCUUCCAAUCUUCCUCCACCGACUCUUCUCCCUGGUCACGGAUUCUGCCAGUCAUUUCCGCCAGUUCCAUAUAGUCCAUCAGUUUCAUCUGCCAUUCCUCCAGCGUGGGAAGUUCUUGUGUCUUCCAAUACUUUGCGAUGAGUAUUCUUGCUGCUGUUGUUGCAUACAUAAAGAAAGUUCUAUCCUUUUUUAACACCAUUUGGCCGACAAUGCCCAGGAGAAAGGCCUCUGGUUUCUUGGGGAAGGUAUAUUUAAAUACCUUUUUUAAUUCAUUAUAAAUCAUUUCCCAGAAAGCCUUAAUCUUUGGGCACGUCCACCAAAGGUGAAAAAAUGUACCUUCAGUUUCUUUACAUUUCCAACAUUUAUUAUUGGGCAAAUGAUAGAUUUUUGCAAGCUUGACUGGGGUUAUGUACCACCUGUAUAUCAUUUUCAUAAUAUUCUCUCUUAAGGCAUUACAUGCUGUAAAUUUCAUACCUGUGGUCCACAACUGUUCCCAGUCAGCAAACAUAAUGUUAUGUCCAACGUCUUGUGCCCAUUUAAUCAUAGCCGAUUUUACCGUUUCAUCCUGAGUGUUCCAUUUCAGCAGCAAGUUAUACAUUCUUGACAAAUUCUUAGUUUUGGGUUCUAACAGUUCAGUUUCUAAUUUUGAUCUUUCCACCUGGAAGCCAAUUUUCUUGUCCAAUUUAAAUGCCUCCAUUAUCUGAUAAUAAUGAAGCCAGUCUCGCACUUUGUUUUUUAAUUUUUCAAAACUCUGCAAUUUCAGUCUAUCUCCAUCUUGUUCCAAAAUUUCCCAAUAUUUCGGCCAUUUGACCUCCAUAGUGACCUUUUUCAAGGCUUUCGCUUCCAUUGGUGACAGCCACCUUGGGGUUUUGUUUUCUAAUAAAUCCUUAUAUCUUAUCCAAACAUUAAACAGCACUUUCCUGACAAUGUGGUUUUUAAAUGCUUUAUGUGCUUUGACCUUGUCAUACCAUAGAUAUGCAUGCCCAGCCUUCCCCAAUGUAAUGCCCCUCAGGGUUUGAGAGGGGGGGUUGGGGGGAGAGACUACAACUCCCAUCAUCCCCAAUCAGCAUGGCUAUUGGUCAAGGAUGAUGGGAGCUGGAGUUCAGCAUGUGGAGUGCACUAGGCUGGGGCAUGCUGCUGUAUGAUUUUGAUAGAUGGCUCAUCUUGCUGUUCCCAUUACUCCUUGCAUUGCUGUUCUACUGGAAUCACUGUGCCAUAUGUGGUUCUAUUUUAAUAAUUUUAACUAUUAAAGCUCCCUGGUUGUUUUUGUGAUGUUUGUCUUGUUUUGAUUUGAUGUUAGUAUUUUUUAAAAAAAAUAAUAUUUAUUAGUAGUUUUCAGAAUUAUAAGAAGAAAAAACAACAUUAAAAAACAACACUAUAAUAAACAAAAAAAAGAAAAAACACAAAAACCAGUACAACAAUACAACAAAAAGAUAAAAAGAAAAAAGAAAACACAAAUCCCAAAUUACAUAUCUAAAACUUCCAUUUGCUUGUUUCAUUGACUUCCUCACACCUCCCUUUUUGUAUUCUAGUUUAAUUAGUUAUUUCAGCAAAUUCUUUCCAUCUUUCUCAAUUUUUGUUAAAAAAUUUAUCCUAACCUAAUUUUAUCUAAUAAUUAACUCAACCAAUCCUUUCCAUCUUUCCCCAUAUUCUAUUAUUCACAUUACCUUAAUUAAUUUAACUUUAUCUUACCCUAAAACACCUUAAAGCUUGAAUCUUAGUUAUCAAAUAUACAUUACUCCUGAUAUCAUUUCUGCUAAAGUCAUAUAGUUUCAUUCCAACAUUUUCCCUAAUAUUCAUUAAUUUUUAGCCAAUUCACCAAAUAGAAAAUUUUCUUUAUAAAUUUUCUUCCAAUCUUCAUCCAACGUCCCUUCUUCCUGGUCUCGGAUCGUGUCAGUCCUUACUGUCCAUUCCAUCUAGUCCAUCAACCUGGAAGCCUUAUGUCCGAGGCCCUUAAGUCUCUUCCAUGUCCCUUCUGCAAUUCUUCUUCUUGUUGUUUAUACUUGCCCUUUUCCUUGUCUUUUGUUGGUCUCUUUCUUAGUUUCUUUCCUUUCUCAUUGAGGCCUCUGGGGGGAUUCCAAGCCAAAAUUGUCUCCAUCUCCCUUCAUCAAACCCGCCCAUUCCCCACAGUCCCACUCCCCACAAUCCUCAAUAUAGUCCAAAAAGUAUUUAAAAACAUAUUCCAAGGUCUCUCCAACGGGAACCUCCUCAACUCCUGACGCCCCCUGGACCACUCCAACUUCGAUCUUCAAUAACAGCGGCUCAUGCUCCUGUAGGGCCUCGGGACUCUCCAUUUGUAUUAUUUGGGGUGCAACCGCAUCCUCCUCCAUUAUCUUCUGCACUUGCCCAGUCAGUACAGAUUCAUGAGUUGAUCCCUGGAUAAUUUCUGUAUCAAUAUUCCCUGUUUGCCCACAGUUAUUAACUGCAACAGUCAAAUCCAUUUUCUCAUUCAUCAAGUCCAUCUUCUCAUGCAUCUGUUCCAGCAGGGCACUUGUCUUGCAUAAGGCAAGCACCCAUUCUUCUUUCCAACUCAUCUUUAGUCAAGGUCAGAAAAGCCUGUUCCCACGGUCUUAAUCUCACAUCUGUUGAGCCCUCAAAUGUACUGCAGCAACAAUUUGACAAGCUCCCUCUAGAAGAGGCAAUUUCUAUUUGUAUCCAUUUUUUUAGGCAAGUCCAACAAAGGAAAAUUACUUUCGUUUUUCAGAUAUUUUUCAGAUAUUUUGUUUCUUUAAGAUGCAAAAGGCAACAUUGGAAUCAGCUUGUUUCUCUUCUUUAGCUAUCUGUCAAAAUAUUCCAUUGACAGUCCAUAAACCUCUCCAACAAUUUCUGUCUCUGACACCCCCUUCCCAGGUUAGAGACGGUGGAAACUUAUCCUUCUUCACUCCCUCUCCUGCUAGGGUUGAACAAAGUUCCCCCCCUUUUCUCCUGCUUCCAAGGGGGUUUCAGUAAUUCUAAAUGAAGAAAAUUUAGACUUUUUGACAGCUUUCCAGGCUUUAGCUUACAAAGUUUUUGCUUUAGUCUAUAUACAAAAAGCGGAAGGCAGACUUCCUGUUUUGAACCUUCCCGCUUUGUUACCAAAUUAAGAAAUUUCUUGAUCCAAUUUUCCGUUUCUACUCACGGGUACUUGUUUUAAAUCCAAUUAUCCACAGGAAAAAGUCAGCGCUCUCCGGCAAUGGCUGUGCGGCUUCACUCUGUGAAAGUAGCAGUCAGUUCGCAGCACCGCGCUUCUCACCCCGCUUCGCUCCGGAGCCCCUAAAUGGGAUUCCCUGCGAGUAGGGGGGGCGUCCUGGUGCCUUGCCGAACCCCACGUUCCCAGGCUUCCUCCGCCUGGGAUUUCUAGCGGGUCCCCACCUUCGCCGCGGUGGGAAGACCCAGUUUCCACGGAGCCCGUUCCUCCGAACGGAGGAACUCCGCCAUUCACCGAUGGCGCUGACCCGGAAGUCUCGAUUUGAUGUUAGUAUUUUAACUAACUGUUCAUUUCUUGUGAGACACUCUAGGGUCCCAGGGGGUCAAAGGAUGUCAGAUAAUCUAAGGAUAAACAUGUUUAUAUUUUUCUGUUCCUACGUGCCAAUUUCACCAAGUACUGAGAUUCAAACUGACAAUGGUAUUUUGCCUUGGUCUAUUUCUCUAUUUCAGUGGAAAUUAAUGCUGUUGCACUGUCCAAUUUGUAUAUAACCUUUUUCCAACCAAUACCUGGUAGCAUUUUAGCCUUGCAACAGGCCUGUAAAUUAAGUUAAUGAGUGGUCCAGAUGCAGAAAUAUAGGAAACUGCCUUUUACCAGGAAAGGCUAUUAAUCUGCUUAGUUCAGUACUACUCUGUGUUCAGUACAUACUACUUAGUUCAGUCCAUACUCUGUACUGUCUACUCUGACUGGUAGAGAUUCUCCAGGGUCUUCAGAAGAGGCUUCUCCCCCUUCUAACUGAGCCUUUAACUGAAGGUGUUGAAGAUUGGACCUGGAAACAUUUACAUACAAAGCAUGUCAUCUGCUACCAAAAUGGGACAUGAAAUCAAGGAUUCCCCAAGAAGGAAAUGUGGCAGUACUUUGUGACAAUUCCCUUCACAUGGACGGGAUAAAUGCAAGCUUGAGUUAUGACAAAAAGGUUAAAUUUCUAGAUACCCUAAAUUAUGUGCUGCAGAAUAGUUGGUUGUGAAACCAACCAGAGGGGAGAAGACCCUUAAUUUUAAGUGGCACCCAGGAUGUGCUGUUGAACUGACUUGGAAAAGUGACCACAGUGCUACUAGUUUUAAUAUAUAUGCAAGUGGGCAUUUACCAAUAAAGUCCAACAUACUCACAUUUGAAUUCAGAAGACAAAGCUUCUCAAAAAUGAAGAGAUUGUUGUCAAGGAAGUUGAAAGAGAAAGUCAAAAGGGUCAAAUCUCUCCAGAAUGCUUCAAGGUUAUUCGAAACCACAAUAACAGCUCAGCUAAAACAAAGAGUGUCUUCUUCUUCUUUGGCGAUAACUCAUAGCCGGGUAAGAUUGUCUUCCAUAAACACGGUUUAACAAUGAGUCCGUAAGUGACUGUGGAGGCUAAUUCUGGAUCCACACGUCCUUCCACAGUGGGAACAUUGGUUUCCAGGUGGGAGCUGAUCGUGGUGAGGGUUUGCCAAGUGUGCCUUCCUCUUAGCAUGUUUCUCCCUUGCGUCCUGAGUUCGAGCAUCUUCAAAGCCUGUGACACCUUUGGUAAAGGCUGUUCUCCAAUUGGAGCGCUCCCAGGCAAGUGUUUCCCAAUUGUUGGUGUUUACACUACAUUUUUUAAAAAAAUUGCCAUGAGACAGUCUUUAAACCUCUUUUGUUGACCACCAGCAUUAUGCUUUCCAUUUUUAAGUUCAGAAUGGAGUAGUUGCUUUGGAAGACACAUCCGCACAACAUGACCAGUCCAAUGAAAUUGAUGUUGAAGAAUCAGCGCUUCAACACUGGUGAUCUUUGCUUCUUCCAGUACACUGGUAUUAGUUCACCUGUACUGUACCACAAAUCAGGAAAGGUACUACCAAGAUUAAGAGAAUGUCAGCAAGGUUAACAAGCGGAGUCAUGUUUAACAAACUAUUAGAGGCAAGAAAGCUAUCUUCAGAAAAUGAAAGUUUUGUCCAAAUGAGAAGAAAAAGAAUACAAACUUUGGUAAAUAUAAUGCAAGCAGACAAGAACGGAUGUGGAAAGCAAGAAAGAAUUUGAGGAACACUUACCUAAAAUAACAUUAAGACCAACAAUUAAAAUCAUUAGAAAGGGAAACCUGCAAAAGGCUGACCUUUGGCCAACAAGGGAGUCAAAGGUGAGCUAAAGGACAAAAAUGAGAUUGUAUAGAAACUGAAUGAAUUAUUUGCCUCUGUCUUUACUGACAAAGUUGAAGAGCAAAUCCCUGUGCCUAACCUAACUUUCUUAGGAAGUGACUAUGAGGAAAUGAGGCAAAUGACAAGGUAUGGAGUUCUAGGCCUUAUUGACAAAUUAAAAAUCAACAAAUCACUGGCUCCAGAUGCCAUCCAUCUGAUAGUUCUUAAAGAACUCAAAUAUAAAAUUUCUGAUAUUCUGACAAAAAUAUGUAACUUGUCCCGAAGAUCAGCCUUCAUUCACGAAGGCCAGAAAGUGGCCAAUGUAACCAAAUUUUGAAAAGGAAUGUAGGGGGGAUCUGAUAAAUUACAGUGUAAUUGGUUUAACAUAUGUUCCAAUAAAACUGCUGGAAAGUGUUAUUAAAGAUAAAAUUAUUAAGCAUGUAGAAGAACAAGUCUUGCUGAAAAACAACGAGCAUGGCUUCCUUAAGGGUAAGACCCAUCAGAUGUUUGGCAGUGUAGUCCUAUGAAGGACCAUAGUUCAGUGGUCAACAAUCUCCUUUGCAUGCAGAAGGUCCCAGGUUCUAUCCCCAUCAUCUCCAGGUACUGCUGAGAAAGACUCCUGCCAGAACCCAGGAGAGACACUGCCAGUUGAUGUAGGCAAUUGUGUGCUGGAUGAACCGGUGGUCUAAAAUAUAAGGCACCUCCCUAUGCUCCAAUACAUUUUUGUUGUUGUUGUUGUUGUUUAGUCGUGUCCGACUCUUCGUGUCCCCAUGGACCAGAGCACACCAGGCACUCCUGUCUUCCACUGCCUCCCGCAGUUUUGUCAAACUCAUGCUGGUAGCUUUGAGAACACUGUCCAACCAUCUUUUCCUCUGUCGUCCCCUUCUCCUUGUGCCCUCCAUCUUUCCCAACAUCAGGGUCUUUUCCAGGGAGUCUUCUCUUCUCAUGAGGUGGCCAAAGUAUUGGAGCCUCAGCUUCAGGAUCUGUCCUUCCAGUGAGCUGAUUUCCUUAAGAAUGGAUAGGUUUGAUCUUCUUGCAGUCCAUGGGACUCUCAAGAGUCUCCUCCAGCACCAUAAUUCAAAAGCAUCAAUUCUUCGGCGAUCAGCCUUCUUUAUGGUCCAGCUCUCACUUCCAUACAUCACUACUGGGAAAACCAUAGCUUUUACUAUACGGAGCUUUGUUGGCAAGGUUAUGCAGAGGUAAGUCAGUGAGCCAUACUCCCUACUGUGUGUACUCAAGGUUACAGCCCACGAGCCUUUGGGAAGAACUAAAUGUUAUUAAAGCAACAAGAACAGAAAAUAGAAUGUCUCACAUGACUUAGACUAUGUCCUGCCACCUUCAAGUUAUGGACUUCCCAGCACCAGCAAUUGCAGCCCAAAGCACCAUUGUGAGUGCAAGAAAACACAAAAGAGAAGUGAUGUCAAGAUUUAGGAUAACAAAAUAUGCUAUUGUCUUUUCUGAUGGCUCUGAAACAUCUUUCUUUUACACAAGCCUUUUAAGCAGAGAUUUUUAUACCAAUCUGUGCCUGUAUUGGAUGUGAAAUUGUUUUUAUAUAAGAAAUUGCUUUGUACUUGUUUGUUACAGUUGAAGCUUUUGUUGUUAAAUCACUACAAGGUGUUUCAUAGGAAGCAAUUCAUUUUUUAAAAAAAAUGUUACAUGUUAUUGGGAGAAGGUGGUUUCUGGCACCAUUGACCGCUGUCCUUUCUCACAGCACAAAAAGAAUUAGCUAGUUUUGAAUGCUGAGAUAAAAGGGUUCAGGAAACAACUGGUGAACUCAAGCUUAGCUGUCAAUAUUUAAGCUUAAUAUUUGCAAACUGCUAACAUUUUUUGAAAGAUAAAUGUUGCACUCCAGCUAUGCCAGCCUCUGAAUUCCUUGUUGCCUUUCCUUUUCACCUAAUCUUUCAUAAUUGUUACUGGUUUCCAGGAUCAUAUUCCCUACCGGCAACCUGACCCCUCUGCUUAUGGGUGACAUUCACCAUAUUGAUUCAGCUUGGUCUCAUCAAGCAGCAAUUUGUACUAAUGGGAUAACACUUGGUGACAGCACGCAACAGCAAGCAUUUGGAGCAAAAUAUCCUUUUCUUUUGGCCCAUUUCUGCAACAGUUGUUAACUCGUUAAUCACCAUUUCCUUAAAAACACAUUUCCCUGCAUAGCAAAAUAUUCUGUGGACAUUUAGGAGCCAAUUCAUAUCCUCUCUUUUUUUAUCCCCCAGCCCAGAAGUCAACACAAAAAAUUAAAAAUAAAUAAAUCUGAAUAUAAGUAUAUCUAUGAAUCUCCAAGUGGCAUACAAAAAUAUAGUAUAAACACAAUAGAAGAGUCUCAUAAAACAGAUUCAUAUAUAAAAAACCCUACACUAUAGUUCAAUUAGCGCUGCGUAAUUUAUAGACACUUUUAGCAUGCUGCCAUUUUUUUUUCCUUUUUUGAUAGGUACCCAAUAAAUAAAUGCCCAGGAGAGGAAAAAAUGAUACCCUCCCACUGCACUCCCAGCACUAGCUUCCUAAAUACAGCUAGGAAAUUAAAGCAGCCAUAGACAAGUAGAGCAAAAUGGCUGCUAUAACUUACAUGUAAGAAAAAGAUAAUGACAAGGAUGGCUUGGUGGGCAACAAGGCAUAUUUAAAAUUGUAGGAGAUUUGAUCAAAUUCAAUGAGAGAAACUCUUCUGACUGAUGAGGAGGCUGGAGAAACAAGAAUUUUUUGUUAAAGGAAAUUAUGACUGAAAGAGCUAUUUCAGUCAAAGAGUAAUAAGCAUGAGGAAUAAAUUAUUACUAGAUGAAAUCAAUAAAGCAAGUAGUAGAAAUAAAUUUAAAAGCCAACUAGUUACCCUUUUGCGAAGAGAAAGAAAUAGCAUGUGUUUCACAUUCAUAGAUCUGAAGAAUCUUCAGAGGCAUCCAGACUUUUAUAUGACCUCUCGACCUCUGUUCCUUCGCCAGUGUGUCAGCACUAAUAUGUUCAGUGCCUCGGUGUCCUUCACUAUACAACCCUGAUGGAAAAUUCCACAGGAAGCAUGAAGCAUAUAAACAAUGUUCAAGAAAAACAUGGAAAACUAGGGAAAAGGUAAAGUAUAAGGACAAUAAAGGAUCCUUUAUGACAGCCUUCUCUAUCUGAAGUCAUCUGGGUGUUGCUUGACUCAAACUCUGCAAAAGUCACAACUUUACCUGCCACACACUUAAAAUCACAUAUGGCAGGUGACUGUGGUUUGGCACAAACUGUCUCAUGGGGCUGAAGGUCGCCCACCAAUGAUUUCAUGUUUUGAGAUUGAGGCAUGGCAAACUUUGGUGCUUCCCCAACUUCUUAUCCACAUCUACAGUAAGAGAAGGAGAUUGAUCUCUAAAUAAUUUAUUUAGAGAUGAAGAAGUUUACAAAAAGGCCCAAAAAACUUUGAGAGAUUACUUUGAAAUAAAUAUGAAUACCAACGUAGAAAAAAGAGUAAUCUGGGACGCAAGUAAAGCUGUUAUGAGAGGGUUUCUGAUACAACAGAAUGCAAUAAAGAAGAGAAGUCAAAACGAGAAGAAAGAUAAAAUUUUGGAGAAAAUAAAAGAAGGGGAGAAGAAAUUGAGAGCAAAACCAAAGUCCCAGGAGAUUUUGAGAGAAAUAAAAUUGUAUCAAGUACAAUAUAUGGAAAUGAUGAAUCAGGAAAUAGAAUGGAAAAUUAAACAAAUGAGACAAAAACAUUUGAAUCAGCUAACAAAUGUGGGAAAUUGUUGGCCUGGCAAAUGAAAAAAAGACAAAAAUUAAAUACCAUUACAAACUUAGAAGUGGAAGGAAAGAGUAUACAUAACCCAAUUGAGAUUAGAAAUUGCUUCCAGAGUUACUUUAAACAAUUAUACACACAAGGGCCACAGAAAGAAAUGGACAUAGACCAAUUUUUGAAGACAAAUGGACUACAAAAAAUCUCUCAAGAAAGUAAAUUAAUGUUGAACUAUAAAAUAUCUGAACAGGAAGUAGAAGGUGCCAUACAAAAUAUGCAAUUGGGCAAAUCUCCAGGACCGGAUGGGCUGACUUCUAGAUACUACAGAUCUUUGAAAGAGUGGUUAUUGCAACCUUUGAAGGAAGUCUGCAAUGAAAUAUUGGAAGGGAAAAGGGCGCCAGAGUCGUGGAAAGAGGCAUAUAUUACACUUAUACCGAAAACAGAGACUGAAAAGACCCAGCUUAAAAACUACCGCCCUAUAUCGUUACUUAAUGUGGAUUACAAAUUUUUUGCAGAUAUUUUGGCCAAGAGAUUGAAAAAAGUAUUGAUGGAAGAGAUCCAUAAAGAUCAAGUGGGCUUUCUCCCGGGAAGACACUUGUCUGAUAAUUUGAGGAAUAUAAUUGAUAUCUUGGAAAAAUUAGAAGUGAAUAUAAAUACUAAAGCAGUUUUGAUAUUUGUGGACGCGGAGAAAGCUUUUGACAAUAUCUCUUGGAGCUUUAUGAAGAAGAACCUACAUGGGAUGGGGGUAGGCCAAGGUUUUGAAAACGGUAUAGGUGCAAUAUAUUCUGAACAAAAGGCCAAAUUAAUUGUAAAUAAUGUGGUUACGGAAGAAUUUAAGAUAGAAAAAGGGACACGACAGGGGUGCCCAAUCUCCCCACUGCUUUUUAUAUCGGUCCUGGAGGUUCUGCUGAAUAUGAUUAGAAGGGACCGGUUGGUUAAAGGCAUACAGGUCGGAGCCAAACAGUACAAACUGAGAGCAUUUGCAGAUGACUUAGUAUUGACGUUACAGGAGCCAGAAUCUAGUACUAAAAGGGUUUUAGAACUAAUUCAAGAAUUUGGUCAAGUGGCAGGAUUUAAACUGAACAAGUUAAAAACUAAGGUUUUAGAGAAAAAUUUAACACUGAUUGAAAGAGAGAGGUUUCAGAAUGAGACAGGUUUGACUGUGGUUAAGAAAGUGAAAUACCUGGGGAUUAAUAUGACAGCCAAAAAUGGGAACUUAUUUAAAGAUAAUUAUGAAAAAUGUUGGACGGAAGUGAAAAAGAUUUAGAAAUUUGGUCAAAUUUGAAGCUUUCACUGUUGGGUCGUAUUGCUGUGAUAAAAAUGAAUGUAUUGCCUAGAAUGCUGUUUCUGUUUCAAACAUUGCAAAUUGUGGACAAGAUGGAUUGUUUCAAGAAGUGGCAGAGAGAUAUUUCUAGAUUUGUCUGGCAGGGCAAGAAGCCCAGAAUAAAAUUUAAGAUAUUAACUGAUGCGAAGGAAAGGGGUGGAUUUGCCCUGCCAGACUUUAAACUUUACUAUGAAUCAGCAGCUUUUUGCUGGUUGAAAGAAUGGCUACUUCUUGAAAACACAGACAUUUUGGACUUAGAAGGUUUUAACAAUGUAUUUGGAUGGCAUGCAUAUUUAUGGUAUAAUAAGGUCAAAGCACACAAAGCAUUCAAAAAUCAUAUUGUCAGGAAAGCAUUGUUUAAUGUCUGGAUAAGAUAUAAAGAUUUACUGGAAAAUAAAACCCCAAGGUGGCUGUCACCAAUGGAAGCAAAAGCUCUGAAAAGGCUCAAUAUGGAGGCCAAAUGGCCGACAUAUUGGGAAAUUUUGGAACAAGAAGGAGAUAAGUUGAGAUUGCAGAGUUUCGAAAAACUAAAAAACAAAGUGAGAGAUUGGCUUCAUUACUAUCAGAUAAUGGAGGCAUAUAAUUUGGAUAAGAAAAUUGGCUUCCAGGUGGAAAAGUCAAAAUUAGAAACAGAACUGCUAGAACCCAAAACUAAGAAUCUGUCAAGAAUGUAUAACUUGCUGUUGAAAUUGAAUACUCAGGAUGAAACGGUGAAAUCUGCUAUGAUUAAAUGGGCACAAGAUGUUGGACAUAAUAUUAUGUUUGCUGACUGGGAACAGUUAUGGACCACAGGUAUGAAGUUCACGGCAUGUAAUGCCUUAAGAGAGAAUAUUAUGAAAAUGCUAUACAGGUGGUACAUGACCCCAGUCAAGCUUGCAAAAAUCUAUCAUUUGCCCGAUAAUAAAUGCUGGAAAUGUAAAGAAACUGAAGGUACAUUCUUUCACCUUUGGUGGACGUGCCCAAAGAUUAAGACUUUCUGGGAAAUGAUAUAUAAUGAACUGAAAAAGGUAUUUAAAUAUACCUUCUUGAAGAAACCAGAGGCCUUCCUCCUGGGCAUUGUUGGCCAAUUGGUGCCAAAGAAGGACAGAACUUUUUUUAUGUAUGCUACAACAGCAGCAAGAAUACUCAUUGCAAAGUAUUGGAAGACACAAGAUCUACCCACUCUGGAAGAAUGGCAGACAUGGAAUUGGCAGAAAUGACUGGCAGAAUCCGAGACCAGGGAGAAGAGUCGGUGAAAGAAGACUGGAAGAAAUUUAAAGACUACUUACAGAAAUAUUGUAAAAUUAAUGAAUCUUAGAAGGAUGUUGGAUAGAAACUAAGUGGUUUCCAGCUGUAGUGGUAUAAAAGAAUACGGAAAAAGGUUUACAAAUGGGUAAAAGCUUAAUGGUAAGGAUUUGCUGAACUAACAAACUGAACUGGAAUACAAAAAAGGGAGGUAUGAGGAGGUCCGGGGAAAUAAGGGUAAGGAAGAUAUGCUAUGGAAAGUUAACGUGUUUUUAACUGUUUUUAUCUUGUAUGUUUUUCUUUAUUUUUCUUUUUUUUGUUAUAUUUUAAAAUUUUAUUCUUUUUCCUGUAUUUUGUAUUUUCUUGUAUUUUUAUUUUUUUGUUUUUGUAUUCUUUGAAACUUUAAUAAAUAUCAUUUAAAAAAAAAAGAGAAGGAGAUUGAAAACUUACGCUACUAGUUUUGAAUCCAUCAUUGUUUCCUGUUGCAUCCAGAUUUGUGUUUAGUUCAAACUAGCCAGAGUCAAACCAUGGUUUCGAAUUCUGGUUUGUUAACUAACUACAGUCAAAUAAUCUACAGUUUCCCAAGUUUGAAUGUAACAGGAAACUGUGGUUUAUUCAAAAUGAAAAAGCGCACGCUAUUGAACUCAUCCCAAUCUGCAGAAAGGAGAAGACAUGUGACCAAGGCUCAUUGCAGCUGAUUCUCAUUAUCCUGAACCAUAGUUUAACACUAUGCCUCAGCAGGGCUGUUGUCACUUAAAACUAGUGAAAUUCCUUGAAAAGUUAUCUCCAUGUUUUGCUGAAUGAACAAAGAACACACAUGAGGUUAUCUGCUCAAUAUGUAAACUGCUGGCUAGGCCCUUGGGGUCUGUCAGGAAUCCAGUCACAAAAAUUGUUCGUUCACACAAGCCUCUCUCUUGUGUAUUCAGAGCCCAGGAGCGUCUUGGGGGAGUCAGCCUGUGCCCAUUAAAGGCACACAGAAGGCAGCCUUAAGGCUAAACAAUGUGUGAGAUAUCCCUGUGUGUGAACUUCUGUAAUCUGUGAGAAAAAUGGCAAGAAAGAAAGAACAGAGUCUGCUUUUGGCCACAUGGGGACAUUCCAAAUGGCACAGCUGUGCGAAAACAAACCCGCGAUUCCAGCCUGAGGGCAGAGGACAUUAAAUGCUGCUCCUCAGAAUAUUUUUCUUCUACUUUAGCUGGCUUGUCUGAAAUACUUUCUUCUUUUUCUUUUUUUACUGAGUCUGGUUACAGGCUUUAAAAAAAAAAUAAGAAAGCAUGGAGGAGGAGAAGAAAAUAUAUACUCAAUAUUUUUUUAAAAAAUAAAAAAAUUAAGGCUUUGAACAGUAGGUGAGGGUUUGUUUCUCAAACAAGUGCAGACUUGGGCCACCCAGGUCUCCUGAAAAGGGAGCCAGGAAACAGAUGCUUUCUAAGAGAGAGAGGGGGAAUGUUUAAGUCUGAAAAGAAGUCACCGUUCAGGGAAAGUUAAACAUUAGAGGGUUGAAUUAGAACAGGAGACCUAAAACACAGAAUGGCUGGCAUCUCAGUCAGCUUCCAAAUGACAUCAGCAAGUGUGGAAUUGGGGGGGGGGGACACCAAAAUAAUUAUUUCCAUAGGUCUCAUCCGCACUAUACAUUUAAAGCGCUAUGAGGCCACUUUAACAGUCAUGGCUUCCCUCAAAGAAUUCUGGGAACUGUAGGGUGCUGAGAGUUGUAAGGAGAGCUGUUAGAAGCCCAAGCUGGCUCGCAUGGGAACACAGCAUCGAAAGAUGUGUGUCCCGAUUUAAUCAGCAGAAUGUUGGAGGGCAUGGUGUUAUCAAUGUUCAAGGACAUGUUGCAGUCAUUCAAAGACAGUUGGGGUGCAAGUAGUCUGGGGAGAGAUGGUGCAGCCUGCAAAGGGUUCCAAGGGCAAGACAGAGAGUCCUAGAAGGCUUCAUUACGCCCCGGGGCCUGAGGUUCCCCACCUCUGUCUUGGUGAAAAAGGCAAGUGCUUAUGGUAUGUGUUUAUAAUCUCAGGAUCCCUGUGCUACCCUCUUUUUUGUCCUCUAGGAGAUCAGAAUUAGUCUAGGCUGUUAUUUUCAUUUAUUGGAAGGCAAUGGCACCAGCUAAUGAGCCAAUUGAUAUUUGCACCGAAUUAUACAUCUCAAGUGUCUCUGAUUGUAAGGAAUGUCAUUGACUUAUAUUAGAAUUUUUAAACUCGUCCUCCAUCCCUGUAUGAAAUGCUCCCCAAUUUUCAUGCUGACCCCGCCCCCAAGCCCCACUGUUUCUCAGGAGUGAAAGUCCUUGUCUCACAUGGAGUAGAUUGAGGGGGCUAGAACUGUAUCAGCCAUAUCAAGUGUUCCACACUUAGGGCUCUCUUCAGGAACUUGUUUUUUAACUUUCCUUUUAGUCUAGGUGGUAGAUUUGUCAGAUAAGUACAUCUUGAAAUCAGUUAAGAUGGUUUCCCCAACAGUGAACUAGUUUUACUUUAUUGUCAAGUAAAUGUCAAGUGAUAGUAAUCCAAACAUUAUCAUUACUUAUUUUAAUCAGUUAAAGGAAAGCAGCUAAUCAAUUAAGGGCAUCUUUGAAUAACUUCACAUCCCUAAAACACAUCCAAAAUGUCAUCUGUAAUGAUAAACUAUGGCAUUUAUUUUAAUUGGUUUAAUUAAUCACUUAAAAUCACGAUAGUCAACUGAUUAAAAAAAAAUAAUCAGACGACAAUCUUUAAAAUGUUUAUUUCAAAUGUUAUCAAUCAUUGAUGUCUCUUCCGAUAGGCGAGAUACUUCAGAACAGAAAAUACUGACGUGAGUAUAUGCAUGUCUGCAUAUUGAGUCCGAUGGUGCUUACUCCUAGGUAAGUGUGUAUAGGAUUGCAGCCUGCAUUUGUUUGCUCCACUGUGCAAUUUUCAGUGACACCAAUGUGGAAUCUUGAAAUACUGUGUGUUUGUAUCUGUCAUGUUUAUUUCCCAGAAAAGACUUCUGAGCAUUUACACUAAAGACUUCCUCUUUUUUCCAUUUACAGCUGUUGUGUGUUUCCUGAGCAAGAGUUUCAUGAUGACUAGUGUCCUAGGCUCCAGUCUGCAAAUGUUUCCAGUGGUUGCUGGCUAGCACAGCCUGGUCUGUAAGGCAAACUGUGUGCUGGCAAGCCUGCAGGCAUAUGCGUUGUGUAAUGAGUCCCAUGUUAUAAUGGAUCUAGUGUUAGAGAAAAUUAUGGGUGGCACCCACUGAGAACAUUUCCUAUGCAAGUUCCAUUGGAAAGACCAGGAGCUGUACAAGAGUUCACAUUCAUUUCCAAAUUCAUUGUGACUUGCGCAGGAAGACAUUUCCUAGCGGUCUGUGCCUUAACUUCACACAGAUGAGGUGUUGCUGCUGUUCUUGAUUUUGGCAAUAGCAAAUGGCCACCUUCCAAUUUGCAAGAGGUGUAGGACAUCCAACUCUAGCUGCUGUCUUAGUCAAUGCACCUUCAUAACAUAUCUUUAGGUGCCGGGCAAAAACAUUCCUCUUCUCCCAGGUCUUUGGCUAAUUAAACAAUCUAGGGCCUUUUAAACUGGGGCUGGUGGAUUUUGUUUGAGAUAUAUUUUUAUGUAUUUAUAUUGCAAACUGUCCUGUGAUCCUGAGAUGAAGGGCAGUAUAGCAGCAGCAACAACAACAACGGUUUUCAUAUCCUUCAAUGGAAAAGUGCACUUUGGUGGCCACUGUAAUUUAGUAACUUUUGAGGACUGUGAACUUUAAAUGCUUGCAUCUGCAACCAGCAGAUUAAGAAAUGCCCUGCUAGAUGCCUAACAUUUCAUUCCCUCACAUCUGUGGUAGGUUAAAUUUAGACAAAUCGCUAAACAUUUCAGUGUUUAUCCAAACUGAAACUCCACGCUUUUGAGGUUCCCUCAUCAAUGGCUAAAUAAGAUUUGCCUGACUUCAUUUAGAAUAAAUACAGAACCUAAACACAAAGCCCAGGGGAGUUUUUGAUGCAUAGCCUGCCUAACCUCAGGCUGGUGGAGUUGGGAUUUUUCAUAAAUGAAAGUGGGCAACUAAGUCAAACAAAACUUAAAAAUAAAGUGUUUUCUUUUUAAUCUUCCAGAGCCUCUUUGAGAAAAACGGAUUGUCCUUUCAUUUAGCAUCUCCUCCCCCAUCGUUCAGUCUUCCUCUGAGUGGCUUCUGCUGGUUCCCUCACUGUGAGAAGCGAAGUUACAGGGAAACAGGCAGAAGGCCUUCUCAGUAGUGGCACUCUCCCUGUGGAACGCCCUCCCUUCAGAUGUCAAGGAAAGAAACAACUAACUGACUUUUAGUAGACAUCUGAAGGCAGCCCUGUUUAGGGAAGUUUUUUAAUGUUUGAUGUUUUAUCAUGUUUUUACUAUUCUGCUGGGAGCUGCCCAGAGUGGUUGGGAAACCUCAUCCAGAAUGGUGGGGUAUAAAUAAUAAAAUUGUUUGGAGGUUCUAGCAGGAGAGCGCAGCUAUCGUAUACCCUUGACCGAAGAACGGUACACGCCUUCUAUCUAGGAUGGUCGUCCUCUUCCACCGAGCGCGCAGCUUCAGGAGGGACGCACAUGGAGCGGUGAGGAAGGAAGGGGACACCCGCCUAGCCAGCCAGAUCAGCCGAAUCAACCCUGGCGAUCAAUGGGGUGACAGAUGCUGCAGCCAGAUCGCCCUCACAACUAAAGAAUCAUGGCAAGAAAAAUUGAUGGACUAUGCAGAACUGGCAAAACUGACAUACAAGCUAUGGGACAAGGAUAACUGUGACUUUAAAGAUGAAUGGGAACCCUUUACAAAGUAUUUGAAGACGCAACAAAGCGAACUGGACUCCUUGGCUGGUUUUGAAUAAACAUUCACAAACUUUUUAUUGAUAAUAAUCAGCUAAAUGGUUUGAGGAUCUAUACAACUGUGUAACAUGCAGAAAACAGCAUUUUUAGAGAAAUCAAAGACUGGAACUGAGGGAAGUUGGGGGGGUGGGGGUGGGGGGGUUCUGUGGGGGAAGGGAGGGGGAGGGAAGGAAAAUGGGGGGGAAUAAGGAUGAUAUAUUGCUGGAUAAUAUGUUUUGUUUUAAUUCUGAAUAAAAAGUUAUUAAAAAGAAAUAAAUAAUAAUAAUAAAAUUGUUCUUUUGUUGUAUCUGGAUUUAAAUAUUAAUGUAAGAAUGUGAUUUAAAAGUAUGGUGUGACAGUGUUUUCAGUCUCUCAGUUUCAGCCAGUAACCAGUCUUCACCAUGAGGCAAGGGUGGAUUGCCUCCAGUUUGGGGUCCUGAGCCAGUCACUGACAUAACAUGAGAGCAGUUGCCCCAGUGCAAGUAUUUAAGAGAUCGCUCUGUGACACAGAUAAAGACUUGUUGCUGUUUUGUCGCAGCAAUAAAUGUCAGCUGACGAAUGGGUGUUAGUUUCAAGUGCAUAGUAGUGAAUAUGAUGAUGCUUCCCAUUCUAUCGUAACUAUUAUUACAAGGGGCACUUAAUCAGGCUUCUUGGAAAGAAAGACUGCUCUCAUUCCUUUUCUGGGUGGUAUCUUGGGAGAAAUGUGUUCUUUGAAGCCUCCUACGCGUAUCGCCAAUAUUGCUUCCAGAUGAAAUAAGGAUCUGAGAGAAAACUAGGGAAAGGGGCUUUGGUUCAUUUCUUGGACCAGUGAGUCCUCUUCCUUCCGGGGCUUUUAAGGAAGUAGUUCUAUUUAUUCCCUAGAUUUUACAGCCAAACCAUAUUUGAAUACUUCAGUCAGAAAUUCUUGAACAGAACCAAAAGGACAGGUUAGAAAUCUAGGCUGACUUAGUGAUGCUUCACUGCAACUGAGCAUGAAUCACGUGAUCCUGCACAUAUUUACUUGGAACUAAGUCUUCAGAGGGCUUAAUCCCAAGUAAACUGUGCAUUACAUAUGGCCUCUAAUCCAUAUCAACCUUCAACAAAGCCUUAGCGUAAACAAGGUUUUAGGUCUGCAGUGUAGUCAGGCACGCACAGUGAAUUAAUACCCUUAAGCACAACUGAGUCUCCAGACUCCCACUUCUCUCUCUUCUUCCCUCAGACUACAAGAAAAUAAUGCCAGCUUUUGUUAAGAGCCCUGCCAGAGAGCUGUAUAGAUCCCUGUUAAUAAGCCAGUUAAGUUACCUGAUUUCCAUAUCUAAGGUUCAACAGGCAGUACAAAUUCUAUGAACUAAGGAGGGGUGUAGUCAGGGAAGGGGGUAUGACCUAAGGAGGGCCUGAUAGAAAGGUAUGGAGGGCCAUAUGCAAUCCCUAGUCCAUGAGGGCAACCCAGAGGACUCAGGAAAAAAACAGUUUGUAAAUAAGGCCUUGACACAUUAGGAGUUCGUUAAUCCUCUUCACACAUCCCUCAAAUGUGUUGGAAAAAUAUCAUGGAAACUUGUAGAGUGGUCUUACUGUCGUCAAACUAACUUUGGCAAAGCAACCUAGUCCUCCCAGAGGAAGGCCACAAUAAACUCCAGUGCAGCUGAGAAGAAAUUAUUAAAAGCAGCAACCGAGAUGUUUGUUUAUUUUGAACUUUUUUGCCUCACCAGCCCUGCAAACAGGGAGUGCUUUGACUGCUUUCCACCUCUGACGGUUCCUGUUCCACACAUGUCCCCACAUUUACUUAAAAACAAAACAAGUGGAAAUGGCCAUAAAACUCACCCGUCCAUAAAGCUCCUCUUUUCCCACUGCCAGUUCUUUGCCUUCCACAUUGGACUGGGUGGAGAUAAAUAAGCCAGUGUUAUAAUGAUCACCUUAUAUUUAACAAGGUGAAGGUGACCUUGAGGGAUCCAGGAUUAUUGCAGUUUCUGGUCAGCACCUUUCAUGAGUUUAGGUUUCUGACAUUCCCAGUGCGUUUUCCCCCAUCUCAAAUAAGCUGUAUUUGUAUAUAGAGCUAGUAGUAACAGCAAACAUACAGUAGUCAUUUUGACUGUGCAAGGAAACACGUAUCUAGCUGGCACUUGCUUUGUACAAACCCUUAGGCUGUGUAUACAAGCAAAGUUACAGCGCAAAUAUUUGUUGGGAUCCUAGCUUUCAUUGCAUAAACACUCUUGAUUUGCAAACCUUCCUUGAAAGGCUAGUCCAAAAUAUUUUAAGAGAGCAUACAAAGUUCUGACAUACUGAAAAACUCUAUACCGAUGGAAGCAUCCAUAAUAAGUGUAGAAAACUGAAUUCUGUUUAAGUAGCAUUAGCAUUAGGACGUGGGUGGCGCUGUGGGUUAAACCGCAGAGCCUAGGGCUUGCUGAUCAGAAGGUCAGCGGUUCGAAUCCCCGCAAUGGGGUGACCUCCCUUUGCUCGGUCCCUGCUCCUGCCAACCUAGCAGUUCAAAAGCACGUCAAAGUGUAAGUAGAUAAAUAGGUACCGCUCUGGCAGGAAGGUAAACGGCAUUUCCGUGCACUGCUCUGGUUUGCCAGAAGUGGCUUAGUCAUGCUGGCCACUUGACCCGGAAGCUGUACGCCGGCUCCCUCGGCCAAUAAAGCAAGAUGAGCGCCGCAACCCCAGAGUCGGUCACGCCUGGACCUAAUGGUCAGGGGUCCCUUUACCUUUACCUUUAACAUUAGGGGAGGGAUGUGGUAUUUGGGGAAAUUUGCCAGGAAAUGGCAAUGCUUACAUGAUGGAGACUAAUGAUCCUCUGUGAUGGAACUGUACACCCAAGGCACAAUUUAUGGGACCCUGGAAGUGGCCUGAAUUCCAUAGUUGCUCUUCAGCAUUUCACAGAUGGACUCAGAGAUGCUUCUUCUCUGCACAAGCACCUUGAAUGGGCCAAGGUGGAUCCCAGCAGCCCAGAUGCAUGGCAUGGAAGAAAAUGGACGUUCAUGGAGUGACAUCAACAUAAAACGCAUCAUAUAUCUACAGGACCACAGCUCAACUGAACAGCAAAUACUUUGCAUGAAGUGCGUUGAAAGUUCAAUCCCUGACAUUCCCAAGUGACAGGAGCGAGCCAGCAGUAAAUCACACUGAGCAAGUUGGUGUUAACUCUUUAUUAGCAAAAACAGGGUCUUCACAGAAGAGUCAGGUCUAAUGAGCACAGCAAUUCCACUCAUCGUCAUCCCAGCACCACUCCCCAGACUCUGGGCCUUCUUCCCUUGGAGGUUCCCAAGCUGGUUCCUCCAACCAUUCCUCUGUGUCCAAUCAGUCCCUGAUACCGACUGCAAAAGUCGCUUGACUGAAACCCUGGAGAACUGCUGCCAGUCAGUGUGGAAAUAUUGAGCUAGAUGGACUAGUUGGGCUUGCUAUGAAGCAGUUUCCUAAAUGGCCCCAAAAACUGGAAUCAGGAGCUAAAAAAAUUAGAGCAUAUAAUUCAGAUGAUAAACUAUACAAGCCAAGACACCAGACUUGGCAUAAGCACCUGGCCUGGCCAGGCAAAUGCCAGGGCUCAUGAGCCCCAGGACAGCCUAUUGGGGUUGAUACAAGCCACUUACAUAAUUUAUUUUCUUUAUUCAUUUCCCAGAAUGCACCUGGGUUUCAUGAGGGCCCAGAAAAACUCUCGUGGUGGUGGUGGUGGGAAUUCAUUGGUGGCUCUUUCUGAAAGAGAAAACAUUUAUCAAAAAGACAUAUCUAUUUUCCCAUAUUGGGUCUUGACAAUAAGUUAUUGGCUUGUCUCCAACCAAGUUUUACUCAGAGUAAACCUAUUGAAAUUAAUGGAACUAAGGUAAUCAUGUUAAUUAAUUUAAAUGGAUCUAUUAUUGAGUACAACUAGCAUUGGCUACAACCUAUUAACAUAAUCUGAACCUGAAGAUGAUAAAAUACAACAUACCAUCCUCAAGCCUUCAUUUCUGUUUUCUCUAAUCUGUCUAAGUGAAAUAUUGUCUUUUCAUUAUAUAGACUUUAUAUCCAGAAGACAUUAAUCCAGAAUUUAACCUGAGCUACCAGAUACACAUAUGGUGCAGUCCUUAUCUGUAUGCAUCACAAAUAGAUAUCACGUGGCUGUGAAUAAAUCAGUUUCAUUUGUUUAUUUUUAUCUAUUUAUUUAAUUCCAUUUAUGAAUCGCUUCUCAAAAUGUAUCUCUCAAAGUGAUUUAAAAACAGAAGCGUCAACAAUAAAAACAAUUUCAUAUAUAAGAACAAUUUCAAAUCUAAUAUACAGGCACAGACAUUUUAGCAUAUUGUAUGUGAGCUGCCAAGGAAGAAGGUUAAAGCUAUUUUGAUAACAAUUCUUUUAUCAUGCAUUGUGCUACUAAACUUUCUGCCACAUAGUUCACUAUAUCAGUUCAUUCCCAUGUGGUUUCAUUCCCUGCUAUGUGUUUUUAUACCUACAUCUUGCCCCACCCCUAAGAACUGUUUUAGUUUCCACAAUAUUGUGGUGGGGUUGGGGAAUUUGUUCCAGUAUUCUAAUAAUAUUGUAAAGCUGCUAGCUACAACGUGAUUUUAUGCACUGCUGUCUCUAUUCUUUCCUCACUUGAGAAAUCUGGCUGAGUUUACAGACCGUUGCAAGAAAUCCUGGCAACAGAACCAUCCUCUAACUUACAGCUUGAUGUCAUUACAGCAUUGUAGGUAGGCAGAAUUUUGACAUUUCAGGAAGAUCCUUGUUUAUGUGCUGGCUCUGGCAGCCGUUAGAAAGAGAAUAGUGCCUGUGGUGAUAAUCCUCAAAAUGUAGUCCUCCCUUCUUCAAUUUCUUUUGCUAGGGAAGUUCCCCAACCCACCCACCCCCGCACGGUUUUCAGUAACGAAAACUACUCUUACAGAGAAAGAGAGAAAGCCCAUUUCCCCAGUUCCAGAAAACGAAGAAAGAUCCUAAAAGCCAUGACAUUGGUAGGAGAUCUCAGAAAUACCUCAGGGCAUCAUGGGAAUUGUGGUUUUCAAAAGUGGGUUGCUAGUGGGACAGAGCCACUACAUCAGCUUCUCAGCAGGUGGAUUUGCUGCUGCUUGCCAACAAAGGCCCGUAUAGUUAAAGCUAUGGUUUUCCCAGUAGUGAUGUAUGGAAGUGAGAGCUGGACCAUAAAGAAGGCUGAUCGCCGAAGAAUUGAUGCUUUUGAAUUAUGGUGCUGGAGGAGACUCUUGAGUGUCCCAUGGACUGCAAGAAGAUCAAACCUCUCCAUUCUUAAGGAAAUCAGCUCUGAGUGCUCACUGGAAGGGCAGAUCCUGAAGCUGAGGCUCCAAUACUUUGGCCACCUCAUGAGAAGAGAAGACUCCCUGGAAAAGACCCUGGUGUUGGGAAAGAUGGAGGGCACAAGGAGAAGGGGACGGCAGAGGACGAGAUGGUUGGACAGUGUUCUCAAAGCUACAAACAUGAGUUUGACCAAACUGCGAGAAGCAGUGGAAGACAGGAGUGCCUGGCGUGCUCUGGUCCAUGGGGUCACGAAGAGUCGGACACGACUAAACGACUAAACAACAACAAAGAGUGGAAGGGUGAGGUGUUGGGAAGGGUGGCACGACACCAAUGCACUGGCAGAGCCAAUCUGGUGCCAACUUCCCCUUCUGGUAGGCAACAGCAACUCACCAUCCAAGAAGCAAGCAUAGCAUCUCCGCAAGGCAAGCUGCUUUUGGUCGCUUAUUUAGAUAGCUGUUGGGGCUAUACUCCAAAGGGCAUUCAGAUAUCCUUAGGGUGCAUUUUAAUUUGUGAUACGCAGUGCUAAGCCCUCAUGACAAACGCUCGCCCAGACGCUCCCUACUGUUAUUGUGCAAUAAAGCCGUAGCGUGAAUUAGAAUUGCUCACUCUAGCAGAAGAAAUAAAAGUCUUCUAAUCUGUGCGCUCCCAUUCAUUUAAAAUAUAUGCAUAUUUAAAACUAUCGCGGAGCCCAGCGAUUGCGUGUGGAGGGGGUAGGAGGGGGCAGCAGAGGAGAAGACAGCAACUCAGUUUGUCAGGUUAGAUGACAACCGAAGUGUGAAAUUUUAUCUAUAUAUAAUUUGCUCUUUCUGUAGGAAUAAACCUUAGGCUGGAAUCCAGCGUGCUUGCUUGGAAAUAAGCAGUUGGACCGCAAAGGAAGGCUUACAGCCAAUCUGAUGCAUGUCAGAAAUAUGUUCAACUGCACUUAUUUCCCCCCAAAAUGGUUGACGUAGGCAUCUUUCCCCAAGUGACGGGGAUGGGACAUGUCCAUGCUGUGCUGUGGCCCUGUCUCUUUUUCUUCUAUUUCUGAAGUGGCAGCCAUUUUGUAUUAUAUCACACGCCCAUGGCAACCAUUUUCUGACUGGCACCCACAUCACUUGCUCAAAAUUCCAGAUGUGCCCACUGGCCCAAAACAGGCUGGCAACCCUGGUUUAGAGCUUUGGAGGUGAAAAACAGCACUUCAAAUUGGGGGCCCCAUUCAGACUUCUGAGUAAACAUGCUUAGGAUUGCACUGCUAAUUCUGAAUAAACAUGCAUGGGGUUGGGCUGUGGAAGCAACCAGGGGGCUUUGAUAUGCUGGAAAGGAGAUUUGGUUCUACUUAGUUCAGAGAUUUCCAUGACUUCAUGCUGUGCUUGCCCUCUGCGGCCUGCUCCAAGUGAUAAAGAUGAUAUCGUGGCAUGGAAUCAUAAAUACAUUUUUUUCCUGAGGUCUAUUGAGAGUGUCACUGGCGCUCUCUCUCUCUCUCUCUCUCUCUCUCUCUCUCUCUCUCUCUAAACAAGAACCUGCAAAGGCGGCCACAUAUAGUGUGUACGGCAAGUGGAGGUGAGUAAUGAACUGUCAAAAAGGGAAGAUUAGAGAAGCACUUCACCUCAGCUGUGCUCUUGUCAAACAAGCCAACCAAUCUACCUCAACUUUUCUUCUGGAAUUUUAUAGAGAGCCCCACAGGGUAAUCACAGCCAUUCAAACAACUUGGAUCUCCUAAUCCGCUUGUAUUAUGCUUUCCAGCUUCCAGAUGCAUUUAGAAUUAAAAGCACAUUUUCAACAUUCUCCUCUUGAACCAGGUUUUUCCCUCAUCCUCCCAUCUCUCCUUCAGCUUUUAUAUAUAUAUAUAUAUAUAUAUAUAUAUAUAUAUACACUUCUUAAGAGUUCGCAUUUUGUACUUUCCACAGCUAAAGAGCUGUCGAUGAUAACAAAAAACAAGGAUGGCUUUUUAUUGAAUAUUAAGCCAUAUUUUAUUAUCAGCUCUAAAAAAUAAAUAAAUAAACAAACAAAUAUAAUUUAAUGUAUUUUUUUAGGAUUUUAUUUGCUUUAAGUUCCAAUUUGUGUUACGUGCUUUUAAGCCCUAUGGAUAAUAGAUAUUAUUCAUGCUGGUCAAAGUGAUUCAAUUAUAUUUCAACUUUGAUUAUAUUUCAACUUUGAUUAUGCCUAUGGAUUAAAGUAAAAGCAGGUUGGUUAAGUGCAUAAGAUUCUUAUCUCAUUAUACACGAUAAAGCUAUUUUUAGCCAUCUCACCCCUUGCUUUUUCCUGUUAGGCCAACUGCAGUCGUUAACAGUCAUCAACAGGUUUACCACACCUAUCAGGCAAUCACCCAUUCCCAACACCCUUCUGAGUAAUACCCCUCCCCACCCUCUCACUAUAUGUAUAAGGGUCUGGUGACUUCUGUUUCAGUGUAUCUGAAGAAGUGUGCAUUCACACGAAAGCUCAUACCAAUAAUAAACUUAGUUGGUCUCUAAGGUGUAAGCUUCCUCCUUCUGACAAGAUGGCCCCUACCACCAGGUACAUAAAACAUACAGUUAUUAGUCUGCGUUUUGCAAGGAACUCACACAGCCUGGACUUUCGUAAGUGGUGAGGCAAUGAAAAUGACCAAAUGUACUACUGACUAAAAACUUAUCUAAACCUUUCACUUUGGAGGGUGCCCCCAAAAGAAAAUUAUUGGGGGGGGGGCAAGGGAUCCCAUCGCCCUCCAGUUGGCACCAGUGCUUGUGACACACAUAAACAACCAACAUAAGAAGCCGCUUAUCCCAGUGAAAGGUGACUUUAUCUGGCAAUACAUAUGUCAUACCGUUUGACUGAUUAGUCACACAUUGGAUGGCCCCUUCAUUCAACCCUGCUUAAGAAGAUGGUGUUCUUCCCUUUCAUUUAUUGCCGUAUGCCUCAAUCUCUGUUUGGUGCUUACCUUGGUUUUCUGCAAAGCCAUAUUGAUGAUUUUUCUUUCUUUAGCAUGUGUAAUGUUAUUGUUAUUACAGUUUACUAGUGCUGUUGUCCUUUUGAAGUCUUAAUAAUAGGUAAGGGUAAAGGGACCCCUGACCAUUAAGUCCAGUUGUGGCCGACUCUGGGAUUGCGGUGCUCAUCUCGCUUUAUUGGCCAAGGGAGCCAGCGUACAGCUUCCGGGUCAUGUGGCCAGCAUGACUAAGCCACUUCUGGCGAACCAGAGCAGCACACGGAAACACCGUUUACCUUCCCGCCAGAGCGGUACCUAUUUAUCUACUUGCACUUUGACGUGCUUUUGAACUGCUAGGUUGGCAGGAGCAGGGACCGAGCAACGGGAGCUCACCCCGUCGCGGGGAUUCAAACCGCCCACCUUCUGAUUGGCAAGUCCUAGGCUCUGUGGUUUAACCCACAGCGCCACCCGCGUCCCUAAUAAUAAAAUAUAUUAAAAAUAAAAAGUGAAUACCAGAUGCUGGAAACUAUAGAAUGUGAGAGUGCUCAGACCUGCUUGCGGGUUCCCCACAGGUAUCUGGUUGGCAUAGCUGUCAACUUUUCCCUUUUCUUGCGAGGAAUCCUAUUCGGAAUAAGGGAAUUUCCCUUAAAAAAAGGAAAAUGUUGACAGCUAUACUGGUUGGUCACUGUGAGAACAGGAUGCUGGACCAGAUGGGCCACUGGCCUGGUCCAAGAGGCUAUUCUUAACACCAUAAUAGUUUACUAUAAAUAGAUUUGUGGAUUUUCUAAAUCCAGUGGGCACUUGCUCUAUCUGUGUCAGGCACUGAGCAGAGGAGGAAUGACGAGCUUUAAAAGUAGGAGAGCAAAGAACUCAAAGACAGAUGGCAAGUAGCAGCAGUGGGGGAGAAGGGGGGUGGAGAUUCACUCGGGACAGCGCCAUUAUCCAAGAGGCUGGGUUAUAUAGCCUCUCUCUGUAAUACUGAAAUAAAAAAGGACAGUAAGAAACUUUUCCUUGUCUUUAUACUUUCCUGGGCAACCAGCCGGGAACUGCUGACAGCAUCCUGACAAUCUGUUUCGAAGUGUUCAGAGAGUAGGUUCCACUGUUCCCCAUGACUUGUAAUUCCUAUUUCAGUUCAUUCUUGUUCUGCUAUGAUGUCUCACGUGGUUCUUCUGUCCUUGCUCUUUGUCCUUGCCUUCAAUCACUCUUUGUGAGAAAACAUUUGUUAAAAAUAAAUAAAGAAACUCAUUUUACAGAUUUCAGAUGCAGAGAUUUUAUUUUCACAUAUAAAACAGUGCAGUGGGGGUGCACAACCAUAACCAUCUUCUCCAGACUUGGUGAUGAACACAGCUUUGAAGAACACUUACUUUCUCAAGCAGUGUGAUCUUUCAGCUAAGUCGGUUUCCUCCAUGUGCCACAGCAAAGUGGUGGGAGGUCCAGGCUUUGUGGGAUUUUCAUGUUUAUUGGGUGUUUGACAGCAGAUGGUGAAAAGCAUUUCAAUUUGGAUCCGCUUUAUACUCAGAGAUUAAUUCAGGUGAAAAACAGAGCCAUCCUAAUUGCAUCACAAUGAUGCUCUACAUUACUCAAAGAUAGUAUUCAUCAUCAUAAAUUCUAAGGUCAGCUGCUAAUGUAUCUCAUGAUUGCAAUUGCCUUUUUAGACCAUGCUUUCAAUUACUUUAAAUGGGUAAUCUAAUUAAAUUGGCAUUUGCUGUUUGUUACAUGCAGCUUGUUUUGUAACUGGGGCAAUCACUGGGAUAAGUUAGCCAGGUUGUCUGCCUAGAUUCCUAUCUUAGAAUACAGAAGACUGUGACACAGUGCUGGAUACUAGCUUGCUGCAUUAUUUCAUGUCACAAGUUGGCGUUUGAGCAUAGAAAGCUGCAAUUGGUCCAUUUAACUCAGUGUUGUGAGUAUUGUUUACUCUGAUUUGCAGAAGCCUCUCCAAGGUUUUAGACAGGAGGGUUUAUCCCAGCCCUACCUGAAUCUUAGAAACAUAGAAUUGUAGAGCUGGAAGGAACCACAAGGAUCAUCUAGUCUAACCUGCUGCAAUGCAGGAAUCUUUUUGCUCAAAACACCUGGGUUUGGAUCUAGGGUCUCCUGCAUGCAGAAUGUGUGCUCACCUACACAGAACUCAUCUGAUACUUAUUUAGAAAUAUUUAAGAGACAGCGGAAAGACAGAAAUAAUAUAUAAGCCCCUUAAGCUCAUCAUAUUGAACAGUUGGGACAAAAAUAGUAAGAUAUCAUGGAACACCCAUGCUCCAUGCCUGGUCUGACGAUCAAUAUUCACUGUUGUUCUAAGUCCACAAAGGUUGUUCCCCUCCCUCGAUUUGCAUUGUGUUUCUGUGGCACUGUAAGGAAUGGUGUAGAACAGUGUAAUUAGUUACACAAUUAGUUGUGUAAAAUUCUGCCACAGCAAAUAGCAAGGCAACUUAUGUUGCUUUUGUCCGAAGUCCAUUCACCUUUUACCGGGUGUACGGUGUUGCAGCCAGUCAGCUGAGCCUCAACAGCCUUCCAGUGUCAGGGGAGGUACUUGCCUUCCCUCUCACGUCACUGCCGGCCGCGUCAUUGAUGCUGGGGACACUCCCAGCCAAUCUGCUGGGGGGGGCGUGGCCGCGAGCCAUUUAAUUAUGCUGCGGCCGGCCGGUUCAUUUUUCUCUGCCUUUGCUUCAGAUCACCCUACCCACCCACCCUUGUUCAUGCGUUGCUCUGAUAUGACCUUGUUAUGACAGUUGUCAGUCGCCUUGUUGUGGGGGCCAGCUAGGGAUUUUUUCCACUUGGCAAAUUGGCACCAGCCGUUUGGUUUUUGCCUGUUGUUGGUUAGUCAUUUUGUCGUGUCCAACUCUUCGUGACCCCAUGGACCAGAGCACGCCAGGCACUUCUGUCUUCCACUGCCUCCCGCAGUUUGGUCAAACUCAUGCUGGUAGCUUCGAGAACACUAUCCAACCAUCUUGUCCUCUGUCGUCCCCUUCUCCUUGUGCCCUCCAUCUUUCCCAACAUCAGCGUCUUUUCCAGGGAGUCUUCUCUUCUCAUGAGUGGCCAAAGCAUUGGAGCCUCAGCUUCAGGAUCUGUCCUUCCAGUGAGCACUCAGGGCUGGUUUCCUUCAGAAUGGAGAGGUUUGAUCUUCUUGCAGUCCAUGGGGCUCUCAAGUCUCCUCCAGCACCAUAAUUUAAAAGCAUCAAUUCUUCAGCUAUCAGCCUUCUUUAUGGUCCAGCUCUCACUUCCAUACAUCACUACUGGGAAAACCAUAGCUUUAACUAUACGGACCUUAGUUGGCAAGGUGAUGUCUCUGCUUUUUAAGAUGCUGUCUAGGUUUAUCAUUGCUUUUCUCCCAAGAAGCAGCCGUCUUUUAAUUUCGUGACUGCUGUCACCAUCUGCAGUGAUGGUUUUUGCCUACCUAGUAGCAAUCACCACAACUUUUGUGAGUUUAGGCAUUGGGUAAGCAUGUGUUUGGUCGGAGCGGAGGUUGUGGCCUUGCCUGCCCCUCCUCAGCAAGGGUAUCCUGUUAAAAGUAUCUGGAGUGUGAAUACUAUCCGAAGGCUGGGCGUGGGCUAGGGCCAUGUCACAGCCCCUACGGUGACCCCAAGGGGAGCCACUAUCUGACAUAUGUUAUCGGGUGGUUUACCCUUCUGGGACUCUCUGCAGAUGAACAGGAGUCAAUAUAUAGCCUGGCUUCACCCCAAAACCUAAGCCAAACCGCUCACAUCUGUAACCAAUAAAAGUUGUGGCCUAUAUGAACCCAUAAACCAAAUAUUCUGUGUCAGUGUGAGUUACUGUGUUCCUGGGACCUUUGGGGCUCACGUGCCUUGGCAUGCAAGCAGAACUGCAGCAGAACAGAAGCAUCACCACAUGUGAUGAACACAUGUCAGAAUGGUAAUCGGUGCCUUCUGGUGGUGGUGGUUGGGGAGGUGUGAGGGUAGGCCAUGCAGGUGAAGGAUCCCAAGCUUCCUUGGUCUUCUCAGUAUGCCCCCAAAAUGGAUCUGGACUUCAACCAGCCCUGGAGUUGGCAUAGUAAAUUCCCUUCAAUAGGAAGGGGAAGGGUAAAGGAAAAUUAAUAAUACAGCUGCUCUCCACCUCCCUCCCUCCCUCACUAUAGUGAGCCAACGGGUAUAGAUGCUGGCUCCCUGGGGCCCUGAGUGCCCAAGCACCCACAAAAUUCCCCAUGAAGGGGCCCAGGCACCCACAAAUUUUGGCACCAGGGCCAUGCACACUGCAUGGCACCCACGGCCCCGGGCACCCACAGUCAUGGAGCCAAGCUGGCACUGCUGUCAACUGGCUGUCAAUGUGGCAUUUGCUCCAUCUCAGACCUACUCCACCAUCACUAUAAGACUGCUCCAGUUGGCCCCCUGGAAUAUUCUAUUUUUCUUCCUAUUUGUGCUUAAAGAAUAUCAAGAUACUAUCAUUUCUUCAAAUGCUUUCCUUGUCCUCAAGAAUCGAGUGUUUCCUCCAGGCAUUUGUUUCUUCUUGGAGGCUGCUGUGUUUAUGAAGCGAGCACCGCGCACCCUGGGUGCACACUCCACUCAAAAAGCAAAGCUGAAUUCAGUCAGACGUGUUCAUAUUCAAAAAUGCCUGUGUUCUGAGGAGAGGAGGGUGCGCAUUCUUUUGGAAUGCUUUUCGGCGAAAAUUUUAAGCCUGGUGAUAAAUAAAUAACUAGAUGCAUCUUUGGAAGAAGAAGAAGAAAAACCUUCCAUAUAUUUCUCUAUUCAACAAGCAGCAUACAUAAUCACAAAGGUACAUUUGCAUAUAAAAAUGUUACACAUACCCUGUGCAUGGAUUUAAAAAUAAUAUGUCUAAGUGGGUAUUUGAGAAGAUAAGCAUUUACCAUCAUUUACCAUUCGUUCCUUUCAGUUUCACUGAAUGACCAAAGCUCUCCAGAUGUCCUUUUUAUUGUGCAUUCAUGACCGUUGGUGCUCAUGGUGGUAUCAGGAUGCUUAUACACCCAAACAAAGAAGUGCUAUCCCAAGUCCAUAUUCCCUGCAUGUUCACACUCCUGCCCCAGCAACAUCUAUGAUGGCUUCAUUACGUCCACAGAAUGGAAGAUGGCAGGGUCCCCGAGGACAUGAUCUAUGGACUUCGGGCACCAGGCCAAUUGGCAGAUUAACUCUGUGUAGCAAAGAUUUCUGCAAACAUGACAUGAAGGCUGGCAUCAUCAACACUGCCGUGUUGGAAAUCCCUUUCAGACAACCACAGUACCUGGAGACAGACAGUCAGGUCAUGCUUCCAUAGCAGUGACCAGAGGAGGAAUAACUGCUGGGAGGAGCACAGAGAGAAGAAACGCCAUGAUGCAUCUGCAGCAGCACAACCGGACACCUUCAUCCGCCCCAGCUGCAACAAAACAUCUCUACAGCCACAGCUGGUGGUGCAACCAUUCCAACAGCUUGACCUCACCUCUAAAGGCACACCCCUCCAUUGUCUCCUGAGACAGAUAGAUGCCAACCCAUACACAACCACACUCUUAAUACCAUUUGUAGCUGCCUCUUUUCCAAUCAGUGCAUGCCCUGUAACUUCCCACUGAAAUCCUGACACUUUUCAGACCACAAAUGUUCCAGUUUAUUUGUUGUCCCGCUUUUGUUGCACUCUAGUGAGGAGUGCCCCUCUAGAUUGCAAUAAUGUGUGAGUAUUAGGGAGGCAUCACAAAACAACCAAAAAGGCAGAACCGUGUGCAGACUGUCCAGUAUGAAUCAUCCACUAUUAUUGCAUUGGUGACAUGUUGCAGAAUAAACCCACACGCACACACCAGUCUUGGGGGCUCCCAAGUAGUAUCAUGGCUUAUGAAAAUAGCCUUAAUGCAGACUUCAUCAGCCUUGUGCCCUCUGCACAUUUGGGGCUACAGAUCCCAUAGUCAGCAUAUAUUCUUGUUUUAUAAACUAUCUACACUGCUACAAGAAAUACCACUGUACACACAACCACUAUGUGUAUUGUGUAACUUUGUUCCUUCUCUCUCCCUUUAUUGUGUUGACUGUUCUCCACCAUCUGUUUUCUUACUGGUCCUCUUUCUCCCACUCCCUCUCAUUCAUUGCCUUCUUCCCCUCUCACUUAAGCUCACACAUCUAUUCUUCCAGACAAAGAGAAUUAGAGCACUAUAUCUAGUAUCCCAAGACCACCAAACUAUGUAAAUCCUGCCGAGAAGCCCCCCGCUAAACUCGAGAAAAGGGGAGAGAAUUACAAUGCCAGGGAGCAGAACAUUAAUUGUGUGCGACUGAAUACGCUUUCUCUUUUCCUCCCCAAGGAAACCAAAGUCCUGAAAGGAGAUCUUCCGCUGGCAGUUAAAAGUCCAUUUUAGUUACAUUACCAGAUAUCUGGCACUGAAGCAAGCAGCAUAAAAUAUGUACUAAAUGGCUCUCUUCAGUAUCGAGCCAUUAGAAUCCAUGCGAUUAUUCUGUCUGCAUGCCGAGAGCUGUGUUGGGAAAAGGCCUUCCAUGAUGAAUAAUCUUUUUCGGUUUUCUGCUUGCCUUUUGCAAAUGACACAAAUUAUUAUUAUUAUUAUUGCAUUUUCUUAAAUUUGUGAUGUAAUAUGCAUAUCUCUGGCCCGAAAGCUCUGUGCAAGUACCUUUUUGGAAUCGUACGUCUGCUAACUGCAUUUUUGCAGGAACUGCGUGCAUUUUUCUUCCAGCGGAAGCCUUGUGACCUGACCUGA
Molecule: messenger RNA, 48685 nt
Organism: Podarcis lilfordi (Lilford's wall lizard)
Lineage: Eukaryota; Metazoa; Chordata; Lepidosauria; Squamata; Lacertidae
Source: the annotation of a GenBank genome assembly